Podarcis lilfordi (Lilford's wall lizard) is the source of this 83210-nucleotide messenger RNA. The record is from the annotation of a GenBank genome assembly. NCBI's taxonomy places the organism in Eukaryota, Metazoa, Chordata, Lepidosauria, Squamata, Lacertidae.
GAACAAGCUCCCGUGGACAUUUCAUAAACCUUCCUCUUGGAUCUAGCUCCUGAUUGGGUUGACUCCUUUGCGGGUAAGUUUCUAAACUCUCUCCCCUGCCCUGUGUGGCUUCAGUAAUCUGAAUCCCAAUGGUUUUCCUAUCUACAGUCUUUUAUGAGAUAGGAAAGGUAGUUUGCUUUGCAUUUUAUAGUCUCUUUAUCUAAAAUAUCGAUUUUCUGCAAAAUAGUUAUAAGCGGUUGAGUAAGAGCCAAGAAAGUUGUUCCAACUUCGAAGUGUUUCUGUUCAACAGUGCAAUCUGAACCCUGCUUACACAGAAGUCAUGGGGCUUACUCCCAGGUAAGGGGAAUUAGGAUUGCAACUAAAAAUCAAGAUCUCUAAGGGAAGCAUCUUUUAAGAUAAUGGUCUUUCAGCUUGAGGGCAAAGAGGAUGCAUGCGCUUGGAAAAGAACAAAAGAACCCUGUUUUCCUUAAUGAAUGGUGCUUGACCCUACAGAGUUGCUUCUGAAACAGGCUGAAGGAUUCAUAAAGAUUUGUUGUGAGCAGGGUGUAGGCAAAGCACUGCCUCAUAUAUUAAAAGCUUCUCCAAACUGGAAAUGGCUGCAUUCCAGAAUGCAUACCCUGCAAGAGUCCCGGAAAAAGCGGGACAUCCUGUUUCCCCCUGCAAGAGCAUGGCGACCAUUUUGUGCUGAGAACUUGCCCCAGAAAAAGCACUUUUGGGGGUCCGCGAACUUGUGUGGCACCCCAAAACAGGCAUUUCAGGGGCCCUGAAGAAAGUGCAUCUUUGGGGCUCCAUCAUUUUGUGUGUGUCAUGUGACUUCUGCAGACAGGAAGAUACAUGCCCCCGUUUUGGAACUCAACAUGUUGGAGGGUAUGAGAUUGUCCAUUUAUAAUUGAGAAAGAGUGAGCAGAAACUGUCGACAGAGGUUAUAAAUCUUUGUCCACUGUCUCUAAAACAGGGGUAGAGCCCUUUUCAAACUCAUAGAUCAGAGUGGUGAGCAUUUUCUGUGAGAGUUCCUUUCCUGACCCCACCCUGUUCCUCCCCACACUGCCAUUUUUGUGAUGCAUUUAGUGACAUUUUCAGGUUACCUCAGGGUUGGAGCCGUGUGCGAUUGCGGGUCAUUCAGACACACAUUAACCGGUCAUUGUCUAUAUUGCAAUGGAGGAAGCCACACAGCAGCGGUGGUGAACUAAAGGCCUGGACCCUCAGGCCAUGCCCUCACCAGGCCAUACUCCUUCCCUCAGGUCACAACAUUCCUCACCCCUGAUCUGUACCUUCCUUUAAUGCUUUCUUCCUUGAAUGUUAAAAUGUGUCCAUGAAAUAUUGUAAUGCCUAUUCCUUUCCUGGAUGAAAGUGGAGGGGUGUUUGUAGCUGUAGAAAUCUCCGGCAUGCAGCUUGCCAUACAAAAGUAAGAGCCAUAUCCAUUGCUACACCCACUUUUGUCUGUGGUCAAACCCCUCCCUCCAUACACAAUUGCCUCAGGCCCCGGCUACAAUGGGCCUGCAAUCCCCUGAGAGUUCAGUUUUGUCUGUGGCUGAAAAAAGACUCCCACCCAGAGCAAUCUAAGGAUAAUUCCAAAGAUGUAUGUCUUUUUAUGCACAUAGAUCCAUAAUUGAACUAAGGGAUAAAGGAGAGCAUGAUAAUUUAUAUCCAAUGUUAGGUAAAGGUAAAAGGUAAAGGACCCCUGGAUGGUUAAGUUCAAUCAAAGGCGACUAUGGGGGUUGUGGUGCUCAUCUGGCUUUCAGGCCGAGAGAGCCGGCGUUUGUCCACAGACAGCUUUCCGGGUCAAGUGGCCAGCAUGACUAAACCACUUCUGGAGCAACAGAACAGAAACCAGAGCGCAUGAAAAUGCUGUUUACCUUCCUGCCACAGUGGCACCUUUUUAUCUACUUGCACUGAUGUGCUUUCGAACUGCUAGGUUGGCAGGAACUGGGACACAGCAACGGGAGCUCACCCCAUCAUGCAGAUUCGAACCGCUGACCUUCCAAUCCACAAGCCCAAGAGGCUCAGUGGUUUAGACCACAGUGCCACCCACGUGCCUAUGUUAACCCUACUCAGAAUAGAUAGAUGGAUGGAUGGAUGGAUAGAAACUUUAUUUGCAGUAGCCAAUUGCCAUAGCACAAAGAUAAAAUAUAGUGAGGAUAGAGCUAAAUAGUUAGCUACUCAGAGUAGACCCAAUGACAUUAAUUGGCAGGAUUAACUUAGGCCCAUGAAUUUCAAUGAACCUACUCUGAUUAAUGAAGAAGUUCUCUCUGCCAUCUUUGGGAAAUGUCCACAUAAAUAUUACUCUAGAAUUAGCUUCCGUGGAAGGACUGGGCUGGCAAGCUGCAGGGUGGAUUACAUUUUCAAGUACCGCAUCAGUGUAAUCAUUAUGAGGCACACACACUUACAUGGCAAUUUCACUGCAAUCUGCCAGAAACCCUCCAGCUCAAGGCAAGAACAACCUUUCCUUAUCACCCAUAUUCCUUAACAACAUGUUUGCUAAAAAAAACAAACCAGGAAACGGAUGCUGAAAGGCAAUUAAAAUUUGGCUGAGCAUAUGCCUACAUUGGAUCUGACAGUUCAAAGCUGAGGAUUCAGGAAGAAGUUCUGAAAGAGAAAACCACAAGGCCUGAAAUCAUUUUGAUAUAGACGUGUCUUUGGCAAACCCAGUGCUGUUUUUCUAGAAAAAGAGAUGCUGGAAUUUGCCAUGAACGCCUCCCUUGUUCUCUUAUAAUGGCAAAGGAGCCCACCUGAGAGGCGCCGGAACUAAAUUCUGGUGAGUUCCAUCGGAAAAAAAUACCUGGGGAAGCCCAUGACUAAGAUGAAGGGGAGAUGGGACUAAGCAAGCCUUAAGUCAGAGAUUACUGUGAGAAUGGCGAACGGUGGCUGUUCAGGAACAAAUGCACCUGAUAAAUAACAGCUCUCUUUUUUUUGUAGAAUUAGUGGUUAGGUUAGGGAACUUGUGGCCUUCCAGGUAUGUCGGGUUCCUGUUCCUAUCAUUUCAUUUUAAAAAAUAAUAGAUACAUUUCUAUACUGUUACUUUUUAUUUUAAGAAAAAAAUUCCAAAGAGGUUUACAGCCUACAUCAAAACAUCAAAUCAAACAAUCUGAAACUUUAAAAAAUACAGAAGAAAAUCAGAUACAGAGCAUAAAUUCAAAGCCACAUAAUCAAUAGGAAACUAAAAUGUCAUCUUAAAGAUUUCAAAAUAAGACGUAACAAAGGAGGUCCAGCAUAGAAUACACAUUUAACACAGCAAAGUUAACGCAACUAACUUUUUUAAUGUUUGAUGUUUUACUAUGUUUUUUAAAUGCAGUAGGCUGCCCAGAAUGGAUGGGGAAACCCAGCCAGAUGGGCAUGGUAUUAUUAUUAUUAUUAUUAUUAAUCAUCAUCAUCAUCAUCUUACAUUUGUUGUUUGUUGGCAUCCAUCUGUCCUGGGACACAAUGGGAGAGUGCACAUUUUGGGGUGAAGAAAAAUUGUUGAAAAGUUGCAGCGCCAUUUGUGGCUGUAGAGACCAUGGUCGAGUACAGAAUACACAUUAAAUGCAACAUAGUUCACCCAAAAAACUUAUCAAAUAUUUCAAAAUGAAACAUUACUAAAGGAAGUCAGCUAUAAAACACACAUUCAAAACAGCAUAGUUAACAGGAGAAUAACAUAUUAUCUUAAACACAGAACAUAUCUGCUGCUGUUGCUGCUGCUGCUGCUGCCAGUGGUGGUUUGUGGUGGGCAGUGGCUGUGGAAGUUCAGGCUCAAGGACCUGGGUUUACACUAAGAGACCUGGUACCUGGCAGAGUAGCAUCAGGGUGAUGCUAAGAGUUGCAUGUGGCAUGUCACUAUUUGCUUGCUUGCUUGCUGCCCGUCUGACUAGGUUGCCCCAGCCACCCUGGGCGGUUUUCAACAAAUCAAAACAGCCAACACAGUAAAACAUCAACCAUUAAAGGCUUCCUUAUACAGAGCUGCCUUCAUAUGUCUUCUAAAAGUUGUAUGGUUCUUUGACAUCUGAUGGGAGGGCGUUCCACAGGGCAGGCACUACUACCAAGAAGUCUCUCUGCCUGGUUACCCAUAACUUCACUUCUCGCAGUGAGGGAACUGCCAGAAGGCCCUUGGAGGAGGACCUCAGUGUCUGGGCUGAGCGAUGGAGGUGGAGAUGCUCCUUUGGGCAUACAGGGAUACCUUUCACAGAUACAUCUCCUAUUUCAACAACUCUGUACAUUUCCCCUCCCUUCGCAACCAUAGGACAUACCACUAGCAUGUCUACUGCUCCACUCACUUGUUCCCCUGGCCCCCCGCCCAUCCCUGCCACGCAGCCCCCAAACGGUUACACAGAAGGGCUGAAAAAGGUUCUGCAGCUCUGAUACGACUAUAACCACACAGCGUAUCCAAAAGACAGGAGCAAAAUAAUUCAACGGGGAAAAGCCAGCAGUCUGCUCAAUAAAAGAUGAAAGGGUGGCUUUAGCAGCAAUACUCAUGUAACCCUCCGAGCUAAAUAAUAAGCAAGGCUGCCAGUUUCCGACAUCAAUGACCCAUCGUGUCACAAACCCUUCCUUUCUUUUAAAUCUAUUUUUCAUUGAGGAGUAAGCACUCUCUUCUCCAGCAUUAGAGGUUUAGAGUGAACAGCUCCUAGUUCCCCUUUUACUGUAGUUACACAGUUAAUAAGUUGGAGGGCAGCUUUAAAGCUUAGCAUGCCUUGGCAGUUAAAUGGUUUGGCCAUGAAAGUGAUAUUGAAUUUGUACGAUUCUAGUAGGACUGAGACUUCUGAGUUCUUCAGUACAGAAGCUUACAAACGGAAGGGGUAGAAACCAACUGGGGAGAGGGUCGAAGUGGUGUCCCUUUUUUUGGAAAUGCAUCCUUUUCAAAUAACUCAUAGGAAAAGCUUUGAGUUGAAGUACAGCAGAGUUUCCCAAACUUGGGUCUCCAGCUGUUUUGGGACUACAAUUCCCAUCAUCGCUGACCACUAGUUCUACUAGCUAGGGAUGAUGGGAGUUGUAGUCCAACAACAGCUGGAGACCCAAGUUCGGGAAACCCUGAAAUACAAUGUUAGUUAAAAUACAAUGGACUGGAUUUAAUAGUGUUGAUAAUGUAAUGAAUGGCUCUUUAGUUAUACAUGAAAUCCUUUAGUGGAAAACCCUCUUCGGGUUAUGAAAUACAGUAAUCCCUCCUCUUACUGUGAUGGCCUGGGAUUCGGAUUUGGAGGCUGAACCUGAGGAAUCCCAGCCUACACAGGAUUCCCUGCCUCCAGAACCAGCAUGAGACUGAAGGGUCCUCACCUGUGCUGGGUCCUCAGGUUCAGGCACCAGCUGAGUCUGGCACCUGAGGUGAUGGAGGACCCAUUGCCUGCAGGUGCUCCACUCUCAGCCCCAUCAGAGGAGGCUGAGGAUGCCUCUGGGUCUGGUAACCCUCCAGCCUCUCCAGAGCUGCAGAGGCUCAGGGCAGAGAGGCGGAGGGAACUAAGUUCUCACAGGAGGAGUGCUCACCUCCAGGCCAGGAGAGGCAAGUCACCUGAGGCUCGGGGCCGCCCUAUGCCUUGGGGCAGAUAAAAGCCAGCCAGCCCCAGUCCAAAAUUGUGGGAGCAACAUUGCUGGUUGCCAGAUCCUGCCUGAACCCUGCCCUGCACCCAGCUUCAGCUUUUACAGACUGCCUCUAUAUUGCACCUUCAGCCACAGACUGGACUUGGACCUCACCUCUCGGUUAACCCACGGGACCAGCACACUUACACACAUUUGACUUGCAGGAUUUCAACCAUACGUGGUUGAAGGUGGGCUCACUGGCAGAGGGGGGUGGGGGAGCACACUGCCCCCAGCAGCGCAAUCCUGGUGGGGUUCCAUCACAGCUGUUCCCCCAUCCCUGGGACUUGCGCCAGCCCUGCCCCCGCCUGCUUUCCACCCCGGUUCUGGAGCAUGAAUCUCCACCACUGGGUGGGCUGGUCAAAAUUGUACAAGUCAAGUCACAAGUGAGUUGGGGAGCUUGAAAGCUCUUUGCACUGGGCCCACCUGAGGUUACCUGCUACAAAUGGAGUUUUUAAGUCCUCUGCCUUGCUUGCCGGCUCCGGAAGGCAGAUCUCACGGGACAAUUUGACUUCAUCAGAGAUCUCACACCUUCUAGAGCCUGUGCAUCAAGCAGAUCUAGCCCCACCAAAGCAAGGCUUUUCGUGCCAGGUCACCCAAGCAGCCCCAGCAUCAAAAAAGCUUUUUCAAGCUCCUGGCCUUGCUUGCUGGAUGCGGAGGAUUGCUGGGAGGAACCAGCUGGUGAACCACCAAAGGAAGAAGGGAUUGGUGGUGGGUGAAUGGUAAGUGGUCAGAGGGAGAAGGAUGGGACGAGGAAGUGCCAGAAGCUGAAGAGGUAACAUGGUUUAGUUAGCUGGGAGAGUUUGUGGCAGAGAGAAGUCCAGAAUCCAGAGACAGAAACUGAAGCUGAAGCAGGAGGUAGGUUGGAGGGAAGUAAAGAGGCAGAGUUGAGAAGAGUCACGGGUGUUGCCCCAUCCUGCUUCAGCAAGCUCCCCUCCCUCCUGACUCCCAGAAUCAGGAGAGGCAUGAAAUGGGAGGCACAAAGACAGGCACAUGGGUGGGUGGGUGGGUGGGUGGCUGUACAUGUUGAAAAUAUUAUUUAAAUUAAAGCAAAUAUUUAAAAUGGCAUUUCGGAAAAUCACUAUUUACUGGGAGGAAGACAACAAAGAGACAGGACGACAAAGAUGCUUCUUGCCUAACUUGGGGUACCAUUUGGUCUGGGGAUGGUGCUGAUUACUGGACUACAGUUGCACAUCUGUGCUAGUGAUCUUGCUUAUAUCCCUGUUAGACCUUUGGUUCCAAUAGCUCAGGAGCGUCCAAGCUGGUGCGUUCCAGAUAGUUCGGACUACAGGCCCUAUCAGCCCUGCUUGGCAAAACCUGCAAUAGCUGGUGUAAAUAAAUAAAGAGUUUUGAUAACCCUCCACAGCAACAGAAUAAAUUGGGGUCAAAUACAAUGCCACCUUUUGUAUACCCACAUUCUUGUGGCUACCUCCAACUCUUGGAACGAAAGCUGAGGUAAUUCGAACCUUGUUGAUGGAAGUGAGAGUGCUGCCAAGAUACACGUUCGAUCUUCUAUGCUACCUUAUUAGAUUACGGAAAGAAGUUGCAAAUAAUUAUUAUGCUUCUUGGAAGGGAAGAAAGGGAAGAAAGAGGAGAGAAAUGAUGGCGAUACCGUGGUAUCUCUGGUUAAUAACUUAAUUCAUCUUGGAGGUCCAUUUUUAACCUGAAACUGUUCUUAACCUGAGGUAGCACUUUAGCUAAUGGGGCCCCCUGCUGCCGCCACGCCACCACCGCAUGAUUUCUGUUCUCAUCCUGAGGUAAAGUUCUUAACCUGAGGUACUACUUCCGAAUUAGCUGAGUCUGUAACCUGAAGCGUUUGUAACCCAAAGCGUUUGUAACCCGAAGUACCACUGAACUUGAAAUAUCAAGAGGUUGCAAAAGCUCUUGCUUCUCUUUUCAUGAAGUUCAGGCCAUCUGUCAGUGUCCAAGUAAGCUAUAAAUGUGGUUUGAUGAGAUGUCUGGUGCAGUCCACAGAUGAUUCAGACAGAUGAACCAGAAAAGCAAUUUGGUUCUUAGCGAUGUGAAGCUGAGGCUGCGUAUAGACAGAAGAAUUGGAAGAUAACAUUGAACUGGCAUCGCGAGCAGCCAGAAUCAGAAAGCAGGGAAGGAAAUCACCCACCAGUGUAAAUCUGUGAUGGGAGAAAUUGCACCAGUCAAAGUGACACCACCAUUAAAGGUGAAGGUGCCUCGCUUUGAAUUCAACAAAUCUAUUUAAAGAAUGUGCCAGAAAAUCCAAUGUAUUAAAGGAAGCAUGAAAAGAGUCAAAGGAGUUUUUGAAGAGUGUACCGAGAUCUGGGAAAAUGCAAAGUCAUCUGAAUACUGCACAGGGAAAGUCCCAUUACCUUACCAUAUACUGGUUUGCCAUUCUGGUGCGAUCAAAUGUACCAAUGCGGCUCCAUGGUAGAGCAUAUUCCUUGCACACAAAGAUUCCUCAGUUUGACUUCUGGCAUAUCCAGGUAUGGCUGAGGUAGACCCCCCAUUGAAACCCUGGAGAACUGUUGCCAGUCUGGAUGUAAAUAAUACUGAACCAGCAGUUUGACUCCAUGUCUCCAGGUCGUGAGUUCAAGCCCGAUGUUGGGCAAAAAAAUUCCUGCACUGCAGGGGGUUGGACUAAAUGACCCUCACAAUCGAUCCCAACUCCUCAAUUUUAGAAUUAUAGGAUUCUAAGGCUGCGUCCUACGUUCUUAGAGUUUCUGCAUUUCACAGUUCAAGAAGUCAGGAAAUAUUUUCAUGUAUGUGACAACAGCAGCAUGGAUGCUAUUAGCCCAGAAAUGGAAAUAAGACAAAGUCUCUACCAGAGAGGAAUGGCAAAUUAAGCUGUUAGACUACACCGAAAUGGCAAAACUGACAGGAAAGCUCAGGGACCAAGAAUACAAAAAUUUCAAGAAAGAAUGAGGAAAAUUAGAUUAUUACUGUAAGCAGAUGAAAACAUUAGCAGGAUUUUAAUCUCACUUGUAAUGUUACAAAUACUAUGGACAAUAUGGAUAGAUACAAAAUAUAGGCUAUGACAUAAUAUGCAGUUGAAAACGUUGACAUUAGAACCCAUGGAGGGGAUGGGGGAAGUCUCGAGAAAUAUAUUUAUAUGGAUAUGUAUUUGGUUUUGUUAUAAAUUUAUUUUUGUAAAAUCAAAUAAAAAUGAUUUUUAAAAAAGAAGACAGGAAAUAGACAGUGCAGGCUACCCAGGCCGUUGGAGAGAUUGGGUGCCAAAGACAGCCUUGUUUCUUUUCCCUGUUGUGGAAAAGAUGCCUUCUUCUGAAGAUUGUUGUUGUUGUAUAGUUGUGUCCAACUCUUCGUGACCCAAUGAAGGUUAGCUCAACCAUAGAUACAUUCCUGAAGAAGUAGCACCAUGUACUUCUAGAUGGCUUAGAAACUUUUGGUCUGAAAUCAAAGCAUCGGGAACAGUAUGGGAACAUAAUGAGACAUAGUUACAAUAAUGGGUAGAAAUAGCUUAUUCACUGAGCUUUGUAGUACAAAUUAAUCCAUCUAAGAUAAGGUGGGAAUGCACAAGAAUUCAGAUGCUUGCUCAAAGUGAAGGAGCCUUUGAGUGCUUUCCAGGUGAAAAGUAGUGAAGGCUUCAAAGGCACUGCAAAGGUGGGGACUUUGACCACAAUCUGAGUUGCCUACCUCUGCCACCGCCUUCCGCUUUCAGUACCCAAACUUAUCCUGAGGGAUUGGGAGGAAGCACGAGAAGUAGCAGAAGAGGAGGCCAAUCCGUGAAUCUGGGAUCAUCUAAGGAAGCUGAAGGGUGGGAGACUCAAGACAGAUUCAAAGGAAGAGCUUCUUCAUAAAACACAUAAUUAUACUAUAACAUUUGUUACCUCAAGGUGUAGCGAUGGCCACCAUCUUGGACAACUUUAAAUGAUUAGUCAAAUUCAUGGAGGAUAAAGCUUUCAAUGGCGGCAUAUUACCUCCAGCGUGUCUCUGAAUAUAAUUUGCUUGGGUACAUGAUCAGGAGAAUGCUGUCAAGCUCCUGUCUUGCUUGUGGGUUUCGGAUAGGCCUCCAUUUGGCCACUGGGGGAACAGAACACUUUCCUAGAUGGACUUUAGGUCUGAUCUAGCAGGUUUCCUCUUAUGAAAUCACUUUCAGAUGUUUUAUAGGAAGCAGUUCAUAAAUGGAGUCUAAAUCAUCAUCAUCAUCAUCAUCAUCAUCAUCAUCAUCUCUUAUCUUUUUCUCACUGGGCCUUUUUUUGCCUGGAAGAAGAGGUAAGGCAUAGUCUCAGGCCUCAAUGGAGCACCUUUGUCUACCAGAGAUUGAGAUUAGGACUACUGCUUGCUCCAUCCAUCAUUUAUGCCAGGAAGAAAGCCCUGGAGGAAAGGAUGCACAUAAAUUUUCUAUCAGGAAUUUUAUAACUGGUUGUCCUAGUCCAAGUCUCUGGUUGAGCCCUGAGACUGUACACUACUUCAUCUUCCCCUCUGUGCUCCUAAGUAAGGUUCUGUCAAGGACUGGUUGAAUGACGAAGAGCGGUGGGAUACGCCAGCCCAAGAACACCCCCCCCCCGCUAGGGAUGACACAGAGGAAGAAGACUUAGACCCAGGACAGUGGUGGUGGGACACUGAGGACCGGUCUGCGGAAGGGACAAGCUGGGAGGUGAUAGAAGCAGGAAGUUUCAGAAGAAGAAAGCCAUUCCAGGACAGGGUUGGGUGCUGAGGGUCACAGUAUGAGCACAGACUCUGACAAGGAAGAGUCAAAUGCUGCUUCAGUUGCUCAGCAGCAGCACAGCUCCUCUUCAGCUAACUCUCCUCCUUCACUGACACCCAGAUCAUAAAGAACCUUGCACAUUGCUGAGCCAGACAGGCCCUCAGUGGGAUCCCUUCCCCUCACCAGAGUUUUUGACUGCUUGUGAGGCGUCCCGAGGGAGAGGGCUAGAGAGGGAAGGAAGGAAGGAAGGAAGGAAGGAAGGAAGGGAGGAAGGAAGGAAGGAAGGACCAGAUGCCAGUCCCAGCAACAUCUUCAACUAGGGCAGAUUUUGUGAAUAAAAGCUGAUUGCACUUCACGUCUUGAGUCCUCUUCCUGACCUGUGGAUGAACCUUCAUUCCUGACAGCCCCUUGAUAGGAUGCAACAGCAGUUUGUGAGCAGGACGGCAUUGUGCUUGCUCUUGCCCACAAGUAUUUGAGCAGGGGCGACCAACAUAUGUGAGGAUGCUCCCGCCUGAAUAUUCACAACCCCCGUAAGAUAAGUAUGCCUGUUCCCACAUCACUGUAAUGGUCCCUACAGUACCACAACAAUGUUUUGGGGCACCCCUGCCCCACUGCCCUCCAUGAUCCUUACUUCUAAGUAAUGCAUUUAGAAUCAAACGUGUUUCCUAUAUCCUUUGGCUAUGAGGCCGCUGGUUCUUUGCCACACAUGGCAAAACACUUGCUGUUGACUUUAGCAAACACCUGCUCCUCUCCCUUAUGCAAGAUCAGGUGGCAGAACAGCAGUCCACUGGAAGCUGAAGCAUAAACAGUUAUGUUAAUAUUUCUGGCUCCUUCACCCUCGCUUUCCUCUUUUUGAUGAUCUAAGAGCUUAGAGUGGCCUAAGAGCUUAAGAGUCUGUCGCUCCAAAGUCACCAGGGGACACAGAGCAGGCGGGAGAGCUGCCUAAGUACCCUUUAUACUCCCUUCACACAGGGAUAAAGCUGCUUGGUUGCUUGGGAAAUAAAGGUCAAAAGGUUUAAGUUGUGUUAUUUCAGACAUUUCCAUGGCAACAGGCUCGAACAAACGGGGCCUGAAUGCAAAACUGAGGCAUUAUUUUAAACACAAUAUUAAUGGUCCAUCCCCCCAUUUGCAGUGUAAUGGCGUCCUUCUUUCAAGAAUGUGCUCAUUGUUGCAGCAUUGGGGUUCCAGAGCUGGGCUUCAGUCUUAAAUCCUGCAGCCCAUGGGUCCAGCGACAGUCCCAGAUUUACAGAAGCCAUCCCGGUUUCUGAUUUGAUCCCGGAAAGUCCCGCUUUUCCUUAGGACACCCCUAUUUUCAUUGAAGAAAUGGUGGAGGGUAUGGAAUAGAACAUCCCCAUGGCUUUUUUUCCAGCCAGAACUCACUGGAACUCAGUUCCAGCACCUCUCAGGUGGGCACCAUUGCCAUUAUAAGAGAACAAGGGAAGCUUUCAUGGUGAGUUCUGGCACCUCUUUUUCUAGAAAAAUUGCACUGAACAUCCCUAUUUUCAUUGGAGAAAUGUUGGAGAGGAAGCUCUCUAUUUUCACUGGAGAAAUGUUGGAGGGUAUGGAAUAAGAUGUUCCUAUUUUCAUCCAAGAAAUGUUGGAGGAUUUGGCCAAAACCAACUUUCUUCCUGUAAGAUAGCUUUCCCCAAUCUGGGGUCCUCCAGACUACAAAACUCCUAUCGUCUUUCGCCAAUGGCCAUGCUAGGUGGAGCUGCUUUGGAGUUCUGUUCCUAAACAUAUGGAAGGCACCAGGUUGUGGAAGCUCAUUGGAUGGGACAAUCACUACUGAGGAGAAUGUAGCACUGUGUUGGUGAGGAGUUACUAGUUUCUUGACAUUUCUGUUGAAAUAAGCUGUGCCCAGCCUAGACAGCAAGCUCAGAAUCUGAGAUCUUGACCAAACAAUAUGAAAGGCUAGCAGAACUUCUCCACCCUUCAAGCUCUGAUUUGCACCCAAUCCAGCCUUCUGAAUGGUGAAGGUGUGGCAUAAUAGACCUUCCUAGGUUGGGUCAGCUUUAGCCCCGAACAUGCUGCCUGCAACUUUUUGUAACUUACUCCUCCAGACCUGUUUUUCCUCCAACGUCUUUGCCUAUCUUCCCCCGUAUUUUUGUUUGUUUUCACUUUUAACAUAAAUCACUUAUUGAUCCUACUUCAGCCAUUGUCACCUGGAAAUAAUCUAAUCUCUACAAUGGCAGAGAAGAAGCAUAACAAAACUGAGAUGGCCGUGGACAGGGAGUUACAACUUGUUAGCCAACCUCUUGACAUAACACCUUGUGGAAACAACUUUUACACUAUUUCUACUACUGCUGCAAUUAAAAGACACCUGCUUCUUGGGAGAAAGGCGAUGACAAACCUAGACAGCAUCUUAAAAAGCAGAGACAUCACCUUGCCAACAAAGGUCCGUAUAGUUAAAGCCAUGGUUUUCCCAGUAGUGAUGUAUGGAAGUGAGAGCUGGACCAUCAAGAAGGCUGAUCGCCGAAGAAUUGAUGCUUUUGAAUUAUGGUGCUGGAGGAGACUCUUGAGAGUCCCAUGGACUGCAAGAAGAUCAAACCUCUCCAUUCUGAAGGAAAUCAGCCCUGAGUGCUCACUGGAAGGACAGAUCGUGAAGCUGAGGCUCCAAUACUUUGGCCACCUUAUGAGAAGAGAAGACUCCCUGGAAAAGACCCUGAUGUUGGAAAAGAUGGAGGGCACAAGGAGAAGGGGAUGACAGAGGACGAGAUGGUUGGAUAGUGUUCUCGAAGAUACAAACAUGAGUUUGACCAAAUUGCAGGAGACAGUGGAAGACAGGAGUGCCUGGCGUGCUCUGGUCCAUGAGGUCACAAAGAGUCGGACAUGACUAAACGACUAAACAACAACAAUGCUGCUGCUGUUCCUGUUUCCUUUCUUUCAGUUUUCUUCUCUCUCUUAUAUUAGUUAAAUUUAGAAAAACUGCACUAACUGAAUAUAUCUAAGUAAAUGAGUAAUGGCAAUCGAUUUUCAUUUUCUCCUUGACAUCCUUGGUGACUGAGAUGGGCAGAUAGCACAACAAUGUUCUCAAAAUGUGCAGACAUGCCAAAAAGUGAGCAGUUAGGUCUUCUCCUUUCUGAUUCUCCUUCUUAGCCCCCCCCCCAAACUAUUGUGUGAAUUAGUCAAUUUAAGCCGUAGCGAUAACUUGAGUGGGAAUAGAUUAUGGCAGCUUUCAGCAACCUGGGACUGUCCAAAUCUGUGGUUCCCACAGGGGGGCAAUUAGAUUUUAAUGGGGGCAAUUCGAGAAUGAGUUAUUAACAGUUAAUGGCCUUUUAGGCUUCCUCCAUGUGAAUAGUUCACUUUUUGAAUAAUAAGAAUUAUAUGUCACGGGGGGCGGGUGUCAGGAUUUUAGAGAUGCUUAGGUGGGGCAUGGCCGAAAAAAGGUUGGGAACUACGGGUCCAAAUGUUUCGGUCCGCAAUUAGUCACCUCUUUCUGGGCUGUACUACUUCAGAAUUUAGGUGGGGUCUGCAUGAUUAAGUAUUUUUCUUUAUAGUUUAAGAAAAUUAUUCCCUGAACUCAGAACCAUAGCUAUCAACCGUCCCUUAUUUGGCGGGAAAGUCCCUUAUCACAGUGGCUGUGUCCCGCUGCUGUCCCUUAUUGAUGAUGUCCCUUAAAUUUCCUGGGUUUCAAAGGAAGCAGCUCCUCUCCCUCCCUCCCUGCUGGCCAGGGAGGAGGGAGGCUCCAACUGUGUUGCUUGGCUGUGUUGCUCACCCAAUAAGGAGUCUAAGAAUGACUGGGGGUGGAGCUUGCAUGCCUUAUGUCGAUCAGAUCAGCUGCGUUGCCUGGGGACUCACUUUUGCUCAGCCCUUCCCAGUGGAAAGGUGACGAUGGUUUUCCUUGCUGCAUCCCCUUUGCUGGGUUGCUGCGCUGUGGGAACCACCGCUUGAGGCUUCGUUUGGCUGCUGGCUGGGCUUUCUGCCUUUGGCUCGGAGGGGCUCAGAAGUUGAACAUACCUGUGCUGGGAAAAUCCCUUAUUUUGGCUGCUGAUCCCUUAUUUUCAAGGCUGCUGGUCCCUUAUUUUCAAAUCUGUAAGUUGACAGCUAUGCCCAGAACACUUGAUAAAAGGGAAAGGGUUCCAAUCUAACUCUCCCCUCCAUACUGUUUUUUAAUAUGCGGGGAUUGUUUUUUGCCCUUGGGUGAGCUUUCUAUCAUGAAAACCUUCAACUGCAGUCAAAGGUGGUGUGUUCCAGAUAGAGCUUCACUAUAACAUCUGCUGUUUCUGAGAUCUAAAUCCAAUGGAAAGUUGGUCCUUCUCUAGCCCAUACAGGAAAGUUCACAUAUUUUUGUUUUCUGUGUGGUCAACAUACAGAGCACCUAUCAUGCUACUCACAUCUUAUGUAGGAAUGAAAUGGUACAACCAUCUUGGGUUUUGUUUUUAGUAGAAAAAUCAUUGUUUUCUUUUGUUGUUGGGAGGUUCAAAAGGUCAGCCAAGGAAGACUUAAGGGGUGGUGUAAAAGCAUGCCUAUUAUGGGGAACUUAGACUUAGAAAAACUGAGAGGUAGGCUGAGAGGUUGGUGUGUGUGUGUGUGUGUGUGUGUGUGUGUGUGUGUAAAAAAAGUGUAUAUAAGUGAAACUAGCAAGCAGAGACGGUUUCCUGGGAAUUCAAGAAAGCAUUUUAAAAUCCCAAGAAGAAGCCAGGACAGAGAGCGUUACAGAGGCACCAGACGCCAGGGAUAAAAGAAGUUGAGCCAGAAGCUGCACUGCUAUUAGACUAGGAUGAGCUAAAAUUGUGUUAUUGGCUUAAGCAGGAAAGUGCCUAGAUAGAAAAAAGGAUUUUUCUAUGCUACUUUCAUAUCCAAAUUGCUUAUUAGAGUUAACUGUAUGGAAAGUACCUUCUAAUCUUAUGUUUCUUUCCUUCUGUUCCUUUUCUCUUGCUUUCUCUUUCUUCUCUUUCCUUUCCUUGUCUUUUCUUCCUUCUGACUUUGUUCCAUCUUAGAGGCAGAGGGCCUUCUCGGUAGUGGCGCCUGCCCUGUGGAACACCCUCCCAGCAGAUGUCAAGGCAAUAAGCAACUAUUUUACUUUUAAAAGACAAGUGAAGGCAGCCCUGUUUAAGGAAGAGUGGCUGGGGAAACCCAGCCAGAUGGGCGGGGUAUAAAUAAUAAAUUAUUAUUAUUAUUAAAGUAGCUAUUUUUUCUCACUAUAUUAUAAAAAAGAUCCUUUGUAAUGGGAAUGUGUUUUUGUACAUCUUUGAAUCAGUAUCGAUAAAUACAUUUAAAAAAAUAAAAUAAAAUAAAGUGCCUUCCAAUCAAAGAAGAGGAAUUGCAGAUUUCUGCCAGAGGGAAUUGAUCGGCAAAGUCAUUGUCCCGAGAUAUUGUGAUCAGCGAUUAUCUUUAAAAAGAAUGAUGACCAAACUGCGUGGAUGAUAUGGUCUUUGCUGGCUUCUGGUUACAGCAGCCAGGAAGUGCAACCUCUAUAUGAUACCUUCUUACCUGGCAUCGGCAGUAGAUAUCUCCAUCAUAAAACCUGUAUGUCAACUUCCCAUUUUGACAUUUUGCUGACCACUGUCAGUCGAUGUAAUUAAGUUGAGCUACCAGGAACAUUGAUCUAACCCAAUAUGGCAGCUGACAUGUCCCCAGCUAUAAUCCAGCUCUGAAACAAAAAAAGUUUUGGCUCAGACUCUCCCCAACAGCAGAUCCAAUUAAACUAAGGGCUGAAAAAUGUUCCAUCAAGUUUAUACCUUUUCUGAAUUUUGCUCUGAUUAAGGGAACAUUGUUCUCUUUCCUGUUUAUUCAUCCUUCUUUAUUACCUUUUCCCUCAUGAACUCCUGAUUACUCAACACCUAAAGCCUCUAAUAUGCUUGUGUUGUUUAUUCCCUUUAAUUUGUUAAAUGCUUCACUGCUUUUCAGGCAAUGGAUGUGAAAACUCAGUCAAAGCCACCCAAGGACUGCUGUGUGUUGCUUCUUUCCCAGCAGAGACUGGAUGGCUGGCCAGAUCACAGAAUCUUAGAGUUGGAAGGGACCCCAGUGAUCAUUUAGUCCAACCCCCUGCAAUGCAGGAAUACGCAGCUGCUCCGCACGGGGAUCGAACCUGCAACCUGCAUUAUCAGAGCCAUGUUCUAACCAACUGAGCUAUCCAGGCUGACAUGCAUCAGCUAGCUUUCUAUCAGGUUUCAUAUUGUCGCUCUUCCACAUUAAUGGAACUAGGUGCUAUUAAAGCCAUACCAAAGGCUGCCACUGAAAAUGACACAAACAGCCUUCAUGUGUUUUUCACAUUUUGUGUCCUUUCCCCCCUCAUUCAGCAGCAGUAGUACUGAAAAAACCAUUUCAACUUUCCCUGUGAUUUUAUUAUUUCCCAAUUGCCCUCUGCGCAUCAAGAUGGGCAGUAUCAAAACAUCCCUCGUAGCUCAUGUUUUGUUUCAUUUUCCUAGCUUAAGGCAUUCCUCAUAUGGUACGGUUCGGUGUACUAUAUCAGAUAAUGAAUGAAACAGGGAGUGAAAGAGCAUUUUAUCUGGAAAGAUCGCAAACAUUGUUCAAAUGCGUGGAACAUUUCUCUUGACCCAUGAGAAAAAGGAGGCUGUGCAAACUGUCGUUGAUUUAGCUCUGGCAGCCGCAAAUCUAUCCCCCCCCCCCCCUUUGGUCUGUUUAGUACUGAAAUGUGCUUGGAUGGUGGCUGUUGAGUGAAAUAUGUAGACAAUUUCCUUAUAUAUCAUCAGGCUAAUUUUUCAAGAAUUGUUUUUUAGCUGUACUUUUAGAUUGGCCACCUGCAUGGAUUCAUAUAUAAUUUUUGUCAAGCCUCGGAGACAGGCCACACCCAAAACUUGAUUCCAACACAGGUUGAAAGAGAACCAAGCCUGAUCAGCAGCAUCUCCUGAAGAGAUUGAGGGGAGUAGCAAACUUAGAUGGUUGGGUUUUAUAGGGCAAGGUUUGCCAGUACCUCCAACAGUACCCACGAAAGAAAAGAUCCCCUCAAAACUCCACAAGAGCCUGCUUUCUCUUCCUGCUCAGUUUCUGUUUGACCAGACUCAGCCUCUCCUACGUUGAAUUAUGACCCUUAAAACAUGGCAGAUGAUGCACCCCCCCCUGAUGGAUGAGGUGGGAGGAAUGCCCACACUAUUUUGUGGUCCUCUCUCUUUCCCUGCUGUGGCAGCCAUUCCCCCAAUGUGGCAGCCAUUUUGUGUUAUGGAACACACACUCCAUGGCAGCCAUAUUGUGACUGGCACCCACAGGGGUGCCAAAAAUUGGGGGGGGGGACAGAUAAAUGUUGCCCUGCAUAAUGUGGCAUGCACACACCUAUUGAAUGGCAAUGGCCAGCAACUGGGGGGGGGGGAGCUGUUAUGUAUUGAAGUGCUCACCCUGGCCACCAGGGGUAUUGUGUAUAUAGUUUUCACUCAGGUUCACGUCAGUUAAUUUAGGCGGGAAACCCUGGGGUGUUGUUACAAUGUUGACAGCCGGCUGCCUAUAAAAGCAGGCUGGCUGAGCUGUUCAGUUCAGUUCAGUUCCAGUUUACUUAUAAAGAACUACUUGGAGAAAUCUCUGUGUCGUCUGCUUUGUCAACCCACUACUUGAUAGGAGCCCACUCAAAUAUUUUAUUGGGGUGGACGGACAAAGGGUCCUCGGCCCCUAGGAGUUGGCUCCUAUGGGUGCCCAUGGUGAUUUUCUUCAAAAUUCCAGCUGUGCCAACUGGUCCCAAAUGGUUGGCGACCCCUGUAGGUAGAUUCAGGUUGGUCUUGAUUAGUCCAUGGGGUGAUCUGCCAGUACGCAGGCUGAGGUAUUAUUGGCCGUAGUCUGCUUUGGCGUCACCUUUGCACUGCAGCACUUAAGCAGCAUUUAUGCUGUGAAACAGAGCAGCUAUUUCACAACCCUCCCCUCACCCCCAGUAAGUCUAUUGCAUUUUCAUUGCUGGGAAGAUGUGGUUUGACUGUUGGAGCAGGCAUUGUCAGGGGAGGCUGUCCGGUGUGUUGGGUGUUAAAAAGUAAUUUGACCACUGCCAGAGGCGGCUCUUUGGCCGUAAAGCUUGUUUAAAGUUCAUCUAAGUGUGGCAAACAUUCCUCUCUGCACUUUCAUGGGUUUUGGAGAAGAAGGGGACCUGCAGUAAUAAAAUAGAAAACAAGAUGUAAAGUCUAGCUUCUGCAGCAUAGCAUUUUGUGAGCAAACAAGUCCUGGAAUAAACAGGAUGCUUUAACAUCUCUCACAGAUUUUUUUGUCCCUGUUGCCGAGCGUUUGUUUUCUUCAAAAUUCAAAUCACACUUUAGGCAGGGACACUUUUUGCCAUGUGGAAGCUUAAAACUUUUACAUCUCCAUCUGAUGCACAUCUGUUGCGAAAAUUGCAGGCGAGGACUCGGGAAUGAGAAAUGCAGAACGAUUUUGGCCGUUUGUAAAAGUCGAAAACCAACUGGAUUUAUUGUUUGGCCUCUGCAUUGCUACACCUGGGAAACAUCUAGUGUAGGAACGUGUGCCAUUCUGGAAAUGGGUGACAAGCUGAUCAGUGCUAUAUCUCACUUUAAGACCUUGCAGAACCAAACAGCCUAAUCGUGAUGGCCAUCUGAAAAACAAACAGUCAGCUCUUGUGCCUUUUUGCUACCCUCUGAUGAGGUCCAGCUCACCUACCAACCUCUCUCUGCUAAACGAAUAUUACAGGAAAGCAGAUCAGGGCAGGUCUGUCUGGAGAAUUCCUCAAGACCAGCACUCACUACAUAAGUUGAUAAUCUGAAAUUUUGUACACUCUAAGUGUCCUGAUUUUCCAGGGACAGUCCCGGAAUUACACAAGCCAUCCCAGCUUCUGAUUUGAUCCCAGAAUGUCCUUAUUUCCCCUGCCAGUGCCACUCCUGCCACAAUUAGAGAAGACGAUGAGCUGGUGCUUAUUCUGAACGGUGGCGGUGAGGGAGCACCCUGUUGCCUGUGCAUGGUUGCUGCUGCUGCCUCCCCACAACCUUGGGCAGUUCAUGGCAGCCUCUGGAGAAAAGGCAAGAAGAGUUUGGAUUUGAUAUCCAGCUUUAUCACUACCCAAAGGAGUCGCAAAGCGGCUAACAUUCUCCUUUCCCUUCCUGCCCCACAACAAACACUCUGUGAGGUGAGUGAGGCUGAGAGACUUUGAGAAGGGUGACUAGCCCAAGAUCACCCAGCAGCUGCAUGUGGAGGAGCAGGGAAGCGAACCCAGUUCACCAGAUUACGAGACUACCGCUCUUAACCACUACACCACACAGGCAAGGAGGAGACGAGGCUGCUGCCACAACCCCAUGUGAUGCACCAGCUCUGAGGGGCAGGCAGAGGGCAGGGUCACUCUGGCCGGGGACAAAGGGGGAGCAGAGUGGAGCAUGAGGAGUCUUGAUAAUUUAUUUUAAAAAUGUUUGGUGAGUCCGUGUCUAAUCUUACCCCUUUCUAAAAUAUAUUCAUUGGUGUGCAUUUUUCUUUUUAUAAUUUGACCAAACUGGUCCUUAAAGACCUACAUUGGCUCCCAGUACGUUUCCGAGCACAAUUCAAAGUGUUGGUGCUGACCUUUAGAACCCUAAAUGGCCUCAGCCCAGUAUACCUGAAGGAGCAUCUCCACACCCAUCGUUCAGCCCCAGACACCGGGGUCCAGAUCCGAGGGCCUUCUGGUGGUUUCCUCACUGCGAGAUGUGAGGUUGCAGGGAACCAGGCAGAGGGCCUUCUCGGUAGUGGCGUCUGCCCUGUGGAACGCCCUCCUGUCAGAUGUCAAGGAAACAAACAACUAUUUGCCUUUAGAAGACAUCUGAAGGCGGCUUUUAAUGUUUGAAGUUUUAUUCUGUGUUUAGUGUUCUUUUGGGAGCCGCCCAGAUCGUAACUGUCAACAUUUUCCUUUUCUUGUGAGGAAUCCUAUUCGGAAUAAAGGAAUUUCCCUUAAAAAAAGGGAAACGUUGACAGCUAUGCCCAGAUGGGCAGGGUAUACAUAAUAAAAAUUAUAUUAUUAAAAUAUAAUCGGGAUUAUGAGGUUUUCUCAGAAGAGUGGAGGGUGCUGUGUCCCUGACAGGAAAUGUUCUGCAGGAGGUGGGGGGGCAGUAAAUGCAGGGUUGAGAAGGUCAGUUGGGGAGGGCAGAAAUGUCCCUAUUUUCAACUUUGGAAUGUUGGAGGGUGUGAAAUUUGUCGAUAAAAGAGCAUGCAAAUAUAUUCACAAAUAGUUCCAAAGGUUAGUCUUGCUAAGCAAGGCUCCCUCUCAGAUGUGCACGUAUCUUUUGACAUUGAUCUUUUCAGAGAGAUGUUGGCAAGAUACGCUUGCUCUCACUUCCUGGAUCUGUGAAAUCUUGCCAUUCCUACUGCAGAUGCAGUCCUUAAUGUAAAACCCAUUUCCGGGGAAAAUAUAUAUAUUAAGGUUGCUGGCGAUUCCCAGCAAUGAAUCAUGCUGAGAGUUCCUUGAGGUGCAGUUAUCUUUAUUGUUAUGGAAUAGAGGAGUACACACGUGGAUUAUUUUGGCCACUAAGGCCCAUUUUAAUGGCAGUAUAUAUCUGCCAGGGCCAUUAACACAUCACACUGUAGUCUCUCUAGCUUUAUUAGAAUUAACGAAGUGAUCCUAUGGAGGGGUGAAGUUGCUUGGUGGAGAAGCUGCCAGUUCAUAAGCCCUGCCAGCUCACACCAGCCAAGGUUUUUAAAGCAUUGAUUUAAACCAAGCACAUGAACGUGAAAAGAUAGUUUCUCCCAGUUUCUCAUUUUGUUCUAGCCUUACAUUAAGUUCCUCACAUUUCUGCAUCAGUCUUGGGGAAGGGAAAUUUACAUUCGCAUGGAAAUCUGCCAGAUUUUAGUGCACAUUUUCCCCAAUAUACAUGUUAGUUGUUUUUUAAAUACAUUUUUAUUAAAUUUUCACUUUAAACAACAAACAAUAAAUUUCCAUAUUCAUCUACACAGCUCAUUUUCCACAGGUCUGCUGAGCAAUGACUUCCCCCCUCCCGGCCACAGGCUUUCUUUUUCAAUCUACAUCUCACAGUUUCCUCUCCUUUCCACAAAUCCAUGUCAUAAGAUUUAUUUCAGUCCUGCUAAUGUCUUCAAACUCCUACAGUUAUUACUUAUGUGGUCAAUAAAUUUACUCCAAUCUCUUUGGAAUUUUGAUUCUUCCUGGUUUCAGAUCUUGCAGGUCAGUUUUGCCAGUUCCGCAUAAUCCAUCAUCUUCGUAUGCCACUCCUCCAACGUUGGUAACUCGUGUAAUUUCCACUUUUGGGCUAAUAAAUUUCUUGCCGCAGUCGUUGCAUACAUAAAUAGGCUUUGAUCUGCCUUUUGCAAUUUGCAGUGGGGGUGGGGGUGGGCCAAUAUACACGUUAGUUAAUGCAAUUUUGCCUGGUGUACACAUUUUUGCAAGUAAUUUCCCUAGCACAAUGCGUUUUAGGUGUUGUUUUUCAUGACUAUAUGCAUUUGAUUGGGUUGGAGAACUGCAAACACCAAAUUCAGAAGAGUGUAAAUUUCAAAGAAUAGCUGUACUUCAUCUUGCACAUUACUUCUGAAAGUGAGAAACAGGUAGAUUUGCAUUAAAAUCUGAAUGGAACCAUAUAUCUCCCCCAUCCAUAGCAUAGGUGCAUCUAAUGAAGUUUGAUGGCCAUCUGCCAUAGAUGGGUUAGCUGAGAUUCCUGCAUUACAGCGGGUUGGACUAGAUGACUCUUGGGUCCCUUCCAACUCUACGAUUUUAUGAUUCAAUAAUAAUAAUAAUAAUAAUAAUAAUAAUAAUAAUAAUAAUUUGACUUUUAUUUGUUGCCCACCCUCCCCGGUCAAAACCAGGCUCAGGGUGGCUAACACCAAAUAUAUAAUACAGUGGUACCUCGGGUUAAGUACUUAAUUCGUUCCGGAGGUCCGUUCUUAACCUGAAACUGUUCUUAACCUGAAGCACCACUUUAGCUAAUGGGGCCUCUCCUGCCGCUGCACGAUUUCUGUUCUCAUCCUGAAGCAAAGUUCUUAACCUGAGGUAAUAUUUCUGGGUUAGCAGAGUCUGUAACCUGAAGCGUAUGUAACCCGAGGUACCACUGUACAUUAAAAACACAAAAUCAAACAAUUGGUUAAAAUACAGUUCUAAAUCACAUUUAAAAUCAGAAUAAAAUUAAGUGGGAGUCCACAAAUCACAAUCGUAGGGGUAAGGAAAUGUUCACCAGGAAAUGAAUAACUUACCCUCAGAGUCCAUGCUCAGCUCAUUCUUUCUCAUGGCCUGAUUUGAUUGGGAAACUAGGAAAGCAAGGCACAAACUGGCAACAAGUCCCUGCAGCAACUUUGUCCUCACAUCUCCCCAAACAGAACCAGACUGGAUAACUUCAGCCAUACCAUCAAGACUCAUUCAGUUCCACAUCUGUCAGUGUGAUACUCCAUCAUCUGUCAGAAAUACCCGUCUACUCUGUCUAUGUUGAUCAACAGGACAGGCUUUAUGCAAGAUCCUAAUAUGAAUGCACACAGGCCAGACAUUUUUUAAAAAAGAUAAUAUUCAGAAAACUGUGACAUGGCAUUUUGCUGCCGGCCUUGACAUCACCAUCAUUCAACAACAGCAUCUGAAAGAAGAGCUCCAGCAUGAAGCCACAGAAUUGGCAUUCAUUAGCACUUUAGAUAUGAGGGAACUGGGGUUCAGAAGAGACUGUGGCCACAUUCUCAACAAACACUUAAAGUGCUAUGAUACCACUUUAAACAGUUAUGGUUCUCCACCCCAAUAAUUCUGCGAGUUCUGGUUUGCUUGUACAUCUCACUAAUUUUAUACAUUUCAUUAAUUUUACAAUCAUUUUGACAUUUCAAAACUUGACUUCCUCCUCUUUCUGAGGUUCCUUAAAUUUAUAUUUAAUAUCUUCUGCAUAUCCAAAUUAACCUAAUUUGCUCAUUUAUUCAUCUUCUUAAAAUAUAUACUCUUAUGAAACUGCAGGCUAUUACAAUAAUCCUGCCAAUGUUUUUAUCCGUUUACAGUUUAUCUGUAAAUAUUCAAUAAACCAUUUCCAUUCUUUUAUAAAAAGUUUGCUAUCUUGAUUUCUGAUUCUUCUGGUAAGUUUUGCCAUUUCUUCAUAUUCCAUAAGUUUUUGUAUCCAUUCUUCCUUUGCUGGGACUUCUGCUUCUUUCCAUUUUGGGGCAAGUAACAUUCUUGCUGCUGUAGUAGCAUACAUGAAUAAGUUUCCAUACAAUUUAGGUAGCUCUGUCCCUAUAAUUCCCAAAAGAAAUUGAGAAUUACAGAGCUACAAUUUCCAGUUUAACAGUCAAUACCUCUGCCUGAGGAACAAGGGGGGACUGUCACCCUGUGAGUGGAAUAGUGGGGUCUCCGAACGACUCUCAGCACCUUUAACAAACUACAGCUCCCAGAAUUCUUUGGGGGAAGCCACGAUUGUUUAAAGUGCUAUCAUAGUGUCUUAAAUGUACGGUGUGAAUGUGACCUAGGAGUUAGUCUCGCUUUGAGGGGUGGGAAGCAUUGUCCCACUUUAAGCAUUUCGGUAUUGAUUUUGCAAGGACUAUUUUGUCAGAAAUAGCUCAGAAUGUGUCACACUGACUGCAUUCUCCCUGCAUGUAUAAACUUAAUAUGUAAAGGUAAAGGUAAAGGACCCCUGACAGUUAAGUCCAUUUGCAGACGACUCUGGGGUUGUGCGCUCAUCUCGCUUUACAGGCCGAGGGAGCCAGCGUUUUGUCCGCAGACAGUUUUUCUGGGUCAUGUGGCCAGCGUGACUAAGCUGCUUCUGGUGCAAUGGAACCAGAGCAGCACACGGAAAUGCCAUUUACCUUCCUGCCACGGUGUACCUAUUUAUCUACUUGCACUGGUGUGCUUUCGAACUGCUAGGUUGCCAGGAUCUGGGACAGAGCAACGGCAGCUCACUCCGUCAUGGGGAUUUGAACCGCUGACCUUCUGAUCAGCAAGCCAAAGAGGCUCAGUCGUUUAGACCACAGCGCCACCUGAGUCCAGCUAGGCUACAACCCUUUUCCUCUAGUCUUACAUAUGGAGGGGAUUUGUUAUCAUCUAGAAGCAUCCAGAUAUGAGCACACAUGCCCAGUCUGAAGUGGUGCAGUUCAUAUAGAGGUUAACUUUCCUCAAUGAAAAUCAAAGCAGCAUUUCUGAAAGGCUCAGACAGCAAACAUAAGGAUAUUUCCAUGUAUCCCCGGGAGACUUCCGGGGAGGCGCCUCUGGUAAUGGUGGAAUUCCUCUGACCGGGAGGAAUCUGCUCCGUGGGAAUCUGGGUCUGGCCGCCACGGCGAAGGCGGACACCCGUUAAAAUCACAGGCGGGAGAAGCCUGUGAGCGUGGGAUUCGGCGGGCACCUUUUGCGCCUCCCCCACUCGCGGGGAACCCCGGUUUUUGGGGCUCCGGAGCGACGUGGGGUGAGUGGCGCGGUGCAUCGAAUCGUCUGCUUCUUCCAUGGAGCGAAACCACAUAGCUGUUGCCGGAGAGCGCUGACCUUUUCCUGUGGACAUUUUGACUUUAAAGUAAUUACCCGUGAGUAGAUCUGAAAUGGAAGAAUUGGAUUUCUAAAUGUUUAAUUUGGUAUUGCAAUGGGGAGGUUCAAAACAGGAAGUCCGCCUUCCCCUUUUGUAAAUAGACUGAGGCAAUGAAGUUGCAAGCUGGACUCCUGGAAAGUCUUUUGUAAAAGAUCAAAUUUCCAUCGGUAAAGAACAAAACCCCCCUUUGGAGGCAGGAGAAGAGGAGGGGAAGUUAUGGACUGAGUAUGCCUGCAGGAGAGAGCGAAGAGAUCUAAAACACCGCUGCUCUGACCCUGGAAACGGGCUGCUAGUAGGACUGACGUAUUUUGGAAUGUUCAUUGACAGCGUUUAGAACGUUCAUUGACAGCUAGUUAAACAAGAGAAAUACAUUGUUUCUACUGUUUCCGGCUGCUUUAAAAAGGAGUAAAAGUAACUGAAAAUUGAAACUAACUUGAAACUAAUUUUGGAUUGUUUAAAAGAGGAUACUAUUGACUAUUACAAAUAGAAACUGUUUCCCCCUAGUGGAAGCCUUUGAAACUGGGUGCUUUACAAGAGUUGGGUUAGGGAAAUUUCCAGCUGCAAGUUAAAAACCGUGAGACUCUGGGACUGACCUUGAAUCUUUUAAGUGUUAUGGUUAAUGGAAGAGGAAAAACAGACCAGUCAACUGCUGACAAAACAUUAAGGUCUGGGAGGACUUGGCAACAAUCCAGGAGAGGUCCAUCAUCAGGCCCCCCUGCUCUUUUUGUUGCAGCCUUUGUACCAGUAUAUGUAAAACCAAGAGAAAUGUUGACAGAAGAGGCUCUAGUGGCUGCAUUACUUAAGAUAAAUGACUCAUUGGAUCAGCUUCACAGGAAAAUGGACACGAUAAAUGCGAAAGUGGAUGUUUCAAUCACUAAAAUUAACUUAAAUAUAGAAAGUAUAAAUAAUACUAAUAUAGAAGCCACCCAGAAAUUGACACAGGAAUCUAUUUCGAUACAGCAAACUGAGGAGGAGGCCAGGGAAAAAGCUGUUGUUGCUGAAUGUAAAGAAACACAACUGGAGAGAAAGAGAAAGAGAGCCCCAGUCCUACAGAAGCAACUUGAUGAAUAUAAGUUGACACUUGCUAUGACUGAACUUAAAGAAAAACAGACGAAUUUGAGGAUUAGAGUUCACCUUUGGUGGACAUGCCCAAGGAUUAAGACACUUUGGGAGAUGAUUCAUAAUGAAAUGAAAAAGGUAUUUAAAUAUACCUUCUUGAAGAAACCAGAGGCCUUUCUCCUGGGCAUGGUCGGCCAAUUGGUGUUAAAGAAGGAUAGAACUCUUUUCACGUAUGCAACAAUAGCAGCAAGAAUACUCAUUGUGAAGUACUGGAAGACACAAGAUUUAUCUAUCCGGGAAGAAUGGCAGAUGAAGUUGAUGGACUAUAUGGAAUUGGCGGAAACAACUGGCAGAAAUCCGAGACCAGGGAGAAGAGUCGGUGGAAGAAGACUGGAAAAAGUUUAAGACUAUUUAUAGAAAUAUUGUAAAAAUAAUGAAUGUUAGAAAAAUGUUGGAAUGAAGUUAUAUGGCUUUAGUAGAAAUGCUAUAAGGAAUUAAGUAUAAAUAGAUUAAUAGAGUAUUAAAGGGAAAUAAGAUUAGAAAAUGUUAAGAUAAUUAUAGGAUAGAAAACAGAGGAAGAUGGAAAGGAAUUGCUGAAACAAUUAAUAGAAGUGGAAUACAAAAAGGGAGGUGUGAGGAGGUCGUGGAAAUAAGGGAAUGAAAGUUAAGAUAUUGAAAUUGUUUUGGGUUUUAAAUGGUUUGCGUAUUGUUUUGCUAAUCUUAUGUUUUUUCUUUUUUCUUUUCUCUUCUUUGCUUUUUCUUUUCCUUUUUUUCUUUUCUGUUUUAUUGUGUUUAAAUGAUUGGAAAAUCAAUAAAUAUUAUUUAAAAUAUAUAUAUAUAUUUUUCCAUGUAUUUUGCUCCAUGCAUCACUACAGUUUUCAAAGAUAUAAAAAGAGAUGAUAUUUUUUUUAAAAAACUGCAGCAAUAUUGAGAAGGCUUGGUAGAAAAGUUUUUUUGUGGUUUCAGAUAUCUGAGGCCACAGAAUUACUGUUCACCUCACCAGAUGGAUGACCUGCUCAAAUUAUGUUGGGGUGAGGAACAUAAAAGGCUUUCCAGUCUUAUGACAGCUCAUAUCUGACCUCUUAAGGCUUUUGCCCCAGACAGCAGAGCUUCCAUGUGGUAACUUAUCUAUGGCCAGCUGUUCUGGGAGAAAGAGGUGGCUGGGAGAUUUCUAUUAUUAUUAUUUCCAUAGCCCUAGAUGAUUUUCGGGGGAUUUGAGAGGGAUGCCACAUAUGCCAGGAAUUAUUGCCUCAGAAUCCCCAAAAGCCAAGCCAAAGAUUUAAGAUUCCUUUCCAACAUGUCCAUCAGAUCUGUUUGGGCCUCUUUCCCUCCAUGUAAAUAUUUUUGCAUGUGGGAUGAUUUACUGUUCAAACCAGCUGAGGCUAACUAGCUGCAGUUGCCAUCUGGCCAACUUUAACCCAGCCUGAAAUGGGCUGUGUGUGUUUGUUUUAAAUCUUCUGGCUGCAUCUUUUUAAAACAUAGGCAGAAGAGACAACCUAUCUGUAGCUCAUAACCACCGCUUAUGACGCAUGUGAGCAGGGCCGGAUUUAGGUUUGAUGAGGCCCUAAGCUACUAAAGGUAAUGGGGCCCUUUAUAUGUCCAGCUGUCCUUGUAAACAACAAAUUGUCAUUGUUUUUUGUGUUGAAUAUAUGCUAUAUAGUAAUUUAUGGACCUAAUAGGUAUCUAAAGCCAUUCACACAUAACAAAAUAUGUAUUUUAUCAAAGUGCACCCAGGGUUUUUUCUUUACAUUUUUGGGGGGCCCCCAAGAGAAUGGGGCCCUAAGCUAUAGCUUGUUUAGCUUAUAUGUAAAUCCAGUGCUGCAUGUGAGUUGAAAAGGAAAAUGAGCAGAUCAGCUUCUUUCCAAACCUUCUGCACAAUAAAUCAGUGGGAUGGAUUCACAUACCUCGGGUGUGGUUCUCCAGGUGGUGCCAAACUACAACUCCCAUCAUCCCUGGCAGUUGGCUGUGCCUGCUGAGGCUGUUGGGAAUUGCUGUUCAGCGAAACCUUGAAAGCCAAAGGUUUCCCGCAACUGAUAUACCUGUUUACGGGCAAGUUCAGUCUUGUCGUUGGCAUCUGUCUGGUGUGCGCCUCCAGGUAUGAAGUCAAACCACUGUGCUAGCAGCACCAAAGUGACCUCUCCAGAGCGCAAGCCUGGGCAAUUCGUAUGGAGGUCUUGGGCUGUCCAGAGAACAUGACCCCACCCCCAACCUUGCUGAUGUGGUCCAAAGGAAGCAGACCAAUAUGUUUGGCACCAGACUGGCUGCAGGAGCUGAUGGAAGGAGACAUACAAGGUGCCAUCCAACCGUCUUAGGGACUCCUCUAUGGAUUUUUGCAGGGUUUCAGCCAAUGCCCCCAAACAGUCAAAGAUGAAAUCAAUUGAACAGACUUUAAAACAUGAGAUAGACAAGGGUCCUUGGUGCCACCAAGGGAUUGGUCUUGUGAAGGUCUCGUGGGGUUCAUGGAUGCCACGAUAGGGGUCCCAUGUAUAUAAAAUGAACUAGUCCACAUACCCUGUCCAUGUUUGAUGUGAACUGUCUGUACUGCUAUAAACCAAUGCAGGCUAAAGCACUUUGCUCCCCUCCACAUGUGAUUUAGGGUCAUCCUGCCAGCUUAGAAGUACAGACCAGUCACAGAAUAUGAGGAAACCUUUAUAAGAGGUGAGGUUCACAGGGAGACCUGCACUUAGAGAGGCCAAUAAAAUUCCAGUUUGCUCAGACAAGUUUUCCAUUCUACGGAAUGUGGCUCUUUGCACCUUCUAAGAGCAAAAGAUAGAAGGCAAAAAUAUAAUUGUGCAUCUGGGCUUCAGUUUGGCUCAUCACUAUUAUUACCAUAGGGUUCCUCACCGUUUCAGUGGAAUUAUCUGUGCAAGGAACCUGUAUAAAUAAUUCCUCUGAAAGCAUGGGGAAGCUGAGCCUAAUAAUGACUCGCUCAAGAAGAUGAGCAGGAAGUCACCCAGAAAACCAGUAUUCCCUGUCUGUUCUGUGAUGCCACCCAGGAACCUAUAGCUAUCUCUGUGUAUAUCUCUACAGAGGGAGAAACUGCAUUGUGCAAGGCUAUUCUUGAGCAAAUGUGAGCUUCAUUAAUGUGCAAGCACAACGCUAGAUUGUGCAGAGAUAUAGGGAAUGCUAUUCCAGGAAUGUCUCAGGAAUGACUCCCAAGCAUUUGCCUGAAAGUCUCAGCAGAGCUACAUGCAUGCAAGUUCCUGUGUAUAGUUCAGGAACUAUAGAAAAAUCAGUAUCUCUCAUUGCUUGUACAGUUUUAUUUGAAAAGACUCAGUUUCAUAUCUUGGAAAUAGGAACAGGGCUUGCAGUCCAAAUCCAUCUCCCCUGAAUUCUCUGAAGGUCUAUAUGCUCACCCAGGAACAAUUUCACUGCACUUCCAGGCCACUAAAAGUUUGUGCAUUUCGGUGCAGAUGCCUGAAAUCUUCAUGCAAAAGCUUUUUGUACACCCCCUGCUUUAGAUUCUUUGUUUUCAUUCCCCAUGAUUGCAAAUUACUAUCUAAUAAAAGAGUCCUCUCUAGGUUUCCAAGAACUGAACCAUAGCAAAAGGAACCCAUUCAUUUUCUAUUCUGUUUUGACACUCCAAAAUUAAUGCUGCUAUAUCAAAAUUAUACAGAGAAACCUGUUACACAAUACAUUGCUGAGUUCAUUCAUUGUGACAGCAAGUAAAACAGCUCUGGAGAGAGAAAAGAGCAGUGUGAUUUAGGUUACAGUCUCUGCUUUGCAUAAGCAAGAUUUUCCCCCUCUUUGGUGCCAACUUGUUUGCACAAUAGCUCAAAUUGGUACAGACAGCCCAUUAGAUUUUUCAUAUCACCAGGCUAAUAGGAAUCUAACUUUAGAAACCAUCUUAUAAUCUGGGGGAUGGGGAGUGCAUAGUUUAGUGUAGACAUUUUCAUUACCUGUUGACAAUUUAUACUAGCCACAGAAUUGUGAUCCUCUAAAAAAAUAUUUUGAAGGCAAAAAUCUCUUUAUUUUCCUACAUUCUGCUCUAGUUGGCUGCUUGGGUUGGCCUAUCCUAGGAAUGAAAAUGUUCUAUGAAUGAUAUGCUGUGAUUUUCAUUCCCACAUCCCAAAGCACAUUACAGGUUUAGCACUCAUAGUGACUAAUGCAACAACAAACCAUGUAGCAACAAAUUGUUACAAGGAAAAUAAUACUGUUACAAGAACAAACACUUCCUCCUUCCAUUCUGCCUUUCUUUGAACAUAAGGCGAGGAGUUUAGAAGCUUUUGGUUUUUGUUUCUGGUAAACCAUAGACUGCUAUUUUGUUCAAAGUGACAAACUAUGGUUUCCACUAACUUUUCCAUAGUUUGCCUUCAAAACCAGAUUCCAAACCAUGGUUUGAUCCUGAUUUGACUCCUAGCUUGAGGGUGACCAAAGGUUAGCACAAACCACAGUUCCUGGCAUUCUGAUGAAAUGGCAAAUUAGGAGGCGAACUAAUCACUCAAACAUGAAGGAAGGGCAAGAGGAAGAAGGAAUUAUUUGAGCUCAAGCCUUGCUGCUAAUCAUUCCUGGAAUAGUAAACCAUGGCUUGUCUUUAUGUCUGAAUUAAGUGUGAUUUCCCAAAGUAACUUAGUUAAGCAAAGCCAUUCUUUUAGUGUAUUUCUAUAUACAUGAGUAUAUAAUUUUUCAACCAGCACACUAGAGAUAUUUCCUUUGGAGGGAUGCAGAUCAUCACUUAACACAUGCAUCUAUUACCAUGACUAAGAAAACAUAGAUCAGAAAUUCUCAUUGCAAAAUGCUUUCUCUUCCACCUUCUUCAGUUAUUCUGAUGGUAGUCAAAGCUAUGAGUUACAGCUAUGAGUGAUAAUAUAGGAAGAGCUAAAAUGUUGCAUAGAGAUCCCACAUCACCAUGGCAGAAGCCUUGGGCAAAAGACAUGUUUGCUGCCGAUGGCACAACCAACACCCACAUUAAUUAGAAGAUACCAGUAAGACACGCAACAAAGUGUUGCAGUGUACCUCUGAACAAGGAAGGAUUCAAAGAGUUUCCUCUGAGCCAGGAAGAGAGCAGGAAUAUCUGCUUGACCUGGUGCCCAAAGCAGGGAAUGGGCUCCCCAUGUUGUAAGGGUGUUUGAGGUUGGGUGGCAGCGAGGAAGAUUUCCCCAUAAUUCUCUGAUCUGCGGAAUCUGCUCUGGUUUCAGGUAGCCAAAGUUCUACAAGAGCAGUCACUUUCUAUCUUGUGCGUGUGUUUGGCCACUUAUGGUGGCUUGAAUUUUAUCUACUUCUUCAUAACUGAGGGUUCUCCCUGGUAUGUAGUGCCUUGUAUGACACUGGCUUUCAUCUCAUAGUGACUGGCACAGGCCACUCAAGUUCAGUGCUGGAGUAAUGUUGACAUACCCUCCCGUGUUUCUCCAAUGAAAAUAGAGACCUUCCCUCUGACAUUUCUUCAAUGAAAACAGGGAUGCCCUAUUCCAUACCCUCCAACAUUUCUCUGACAAAAAUAGGGGCACUCGCGGGUGGCACUGUGGGUUAAACCACAUAGCCUAGGACUUGCUGAUCAGAAGGUCGGCGGUUUGAAUCCCCGCGACGGGGUGAGCUCCCGUUGCUCAGUCCCUGCUCCUGCCAACCUAGCAGUUCGAAAGCACGUCAAAGUGCCAGUAGAUAAAUUGGUACCGCUCCGGCAGGAAGGUAAACGGCGUUUCCGUGCGCUGCUCUGGUUCGCCAGAAGCGGCUUAGUCAUGCUGGCCCCAUGACCCAGAAGCUGUAUGCCGGCUCCCUCGGCCAAUAAAGCGAGAUGAGGGCCGCAACCCCAGAGUCGGCCACGACUGGACCUAAUGGUCAGGGGUCCCUUUACCUUUACCUUAAGGACCAGCAGGACAUUCCGGGAUCAAAUCAGAAACUGGGAUGGCUUCUGUAAAUCCAGGAUUGUCCCUUGGAGGAGCUGCGUUGAAUAUUUCUCACAUAGAAUAACUAAUUUUAUUUUGAUAGGAAUCUUAAACACUUUUGCCUUUAUCCAUAGAGAUGAAAGAUCUGGGAAUCAAGUGACCAAUUCAGGCAAAUAUAACUAGUAGUGAUGGCUAUCAACCCGAAUGACUUUAAAAAGGAUUAGACAAAUUCAUGGGAGGACAGGCAGUGGCAACUAACCCUGCUGGCUAUGUUCUUAUGGCUCAGUGCUAGCUGCACCAGAAGAAAAAGGGUAGAAGAUAAAUUGACAAAACUGCUGCGCAAGUGUUGGCAGCGGAUCGAUUGACAGCAAACGUGUAAAACUUGGAGUGCCAGCUUCACCCGCUACAAUAUGAUCAGGGGAUGUUAAAUAUUGUCAAGUAUCAAAGUCAAACAACAAACCGAAAUAUCAUCAGAUGUGCUAUUGCUAUGAAAUAUUCAGUGAAUAUCCUGCAAAUGUUUGAAGAUGCGGAGAACAUCUGGCGAAUGUUUGACAUCCUGGUUUGCAGAGAGAGAAUUUGGGGAAGCAAAUUCAUUACAGCUGUGGGUUGGGAGAGCGUAACAUGAAAAGUGACUGAAGGUGUUUUUCGGUUCACACCAAAACUGAGGGAAUGGCGUUUAAAUACUGCCAGCAAUGGCUGGAUCUACGCUGACCUGUUUAACGUUAUUUCCCAUUACUAGAAUAUUAUUAGAUAUGUUGUUCUAAAACAUCACAGGGCAUACUUGUUAAUUAAAACGUCUUUUACCUUUUCCCUCCCGUCAAAUGUUCCCAGGUAAGAUCCUCCCCCUAUAGUGUGGGCAGGGUGGUCCCUCCCCCUACCUGGCUUGAUCACCUUGGCAACGCCUCCCCAGGCGGGAUUGGGCAACUGGCUGAGACCUCCAGGUAUCCCACCUGGGGAAGGCGAAGCCAAGCCUGUGCUAAUGGUGCCACAUAGGGUCCAGGGGGCUGCGCGCGACCAUGCAAAGGGCGCCCCCCGUUUAAUGUGGGGAGCGGUCAUUCCCAUUAUUAGAAUAAUAUUAGAUAUGUUGUUCUAAAACAUCACAGGGCAUACUUGUUAAUUAAAACGUUUUUUACCUUUUCCCUCCCAUCAAAUGGAAGUAAUACCUCCCCCCGCCCCCAUUUCCCAAAACACUGUUUCUUUCCCUGCUGCUGGUCACUGUUUGCUACGCUCCACCCUCUGGUGUUACACUUUAAUCCUCCCUCCCUCCCUCCCUGCUUGAAUACCAUAGGAGGGGGGUCAGAGUUUGAAUGCAGUAAAGAAAGGUAAAACACUACAUAGGGACAUAUGAGCAGUGUUUCACCGAUACAGUGGUACCUUGGGUUAAGUACUUAAUUCGUUCUGGAGAUCUGUACUUAACCUGAAACUGUUCUUAACCUGAAGCACCACUUUAGCUAAUGGGGCCUCCUGCUGCCGCUGCGCCACUGCCGCACGAUUUCUGUUCUCAUCCUGAAGCAAAGUUCUUAACCUGAAGCACUAUUUCUGGGUUAGCGGAGUCUGUAAGUUGAAGCGUAUGUAACCUGAAGCGUAUGUAACCCAAGGUACCACUGUACAGUCAUACCUCGGGUUAAAUAUGCUUCAGGUUGAGCGUUUUCAAGGAACACGUUACUUCCGGGUUUUGCUGCUCGAGCAUGCGCAGACGCUCAAAAUGAUGUCACACGCAUGCGCAGAUGCAGCGACCCGCGCAGGCGCAGACGCAGAUGUGGGUUGCGUUCGCUUCAGGAUGCGAACAGGGCUCUGGAACGGAUCCCGUUCGAAUCCAGAGGUACCACUGUAUAGCUGCAUAAAACAAUUAACAACAACAACAACAAUUUACAGUGGUACCUUGGGUUAAGAACUUAAUUCGUUCUGGAGGUCCAUUCUUAACCUGAAACUGUUCUUAACCUGAAGCACCACUUUAGCUAAUGGGGCCUCCAGCUGCCAUCGCGCCGCCGGAGCAGGAUUUCUGUUCUUAUCCUGAAGCAAAGUUCUUAACCUGAAGCACUAUUUCUGGCUUAGUGGAGUGUGUAACCUGAAGAGUAUGUAACCCGAGGUACCACUGUAUUACUUUCCCCAGCCACUCUGGGAGGCUUCCAACAGGAGAUUAAAAAUACAUUAAAACAUCAGUCAUUAAGCAUUAAAUUUAUUAAGCAUUAAACGAUAAAAAGGCAAGGUAAUAACGCAUUGUGCACAUAAAAAGUAGGGCGUCAUGUCUCCAUGUACAUUAGCAAAACCAUUCCUUAACCCCUCCUUAACGUUAAAAACCGUGAGUGUAGACCCACCCUAUAAACAGUGAAAAAAUUGUGGCUUGGAUGCAUGCUGAAGGAAAUGCAUGACUGUGUAAAACAGCUAGUGUAAAUUCACCCAGAAUGGUAGAACAUGAGGAAGGGACUUUGGGUUGAUGCUUGUGGCAUCAUUCAGAGCCCUUAAUACACUGCAGGACAAAAGAACCUGUCCGCCCCCAAUAUUGUUAGACUAAAACUUGCAACAUCCUUGGCCCAUGACCUUUCUAGCUGGGGAUCACGGGAGUUGGCAGUAUGUGUCUGAAUAUCAGUUGUUGAGAGAGUUCUCUUGUGCUCAGGUCCUGCAUGUGGGUUUCAUGUAGUCAUUGAGAGAACAGGAUGCUGGACUAGAAGGACCAUUGGCCUGAUCCAGCAGGUAAUAAUAAUAAUAAUAAUAAUAAUUUAUUUAUACCCCACCCAUCUGGCUGGGUUUCUCCAGCCACUCUGGGCAGCUUCCAAUGGAAUAUUAAAAUACAAUAACCUAUUAAACAUUAAACAGGGCUAAACAGGGCUGCCUUCAGAUGUCUUCUAAAAAUCUGGUCGUUGUUUAUUUCUUUGACAUCAGGUGGGAGGGCGUUCCACAGGGUGGGUGCCACUACCGAGAAGGCCCUCUGCCUGGUUCCCUGUAACUUGGCUUCUCUCAGUGAGGGAACCGCCAGAAGGCCCUCGGCACUGGACCUCACUUAUGUUCUUACGUUGAAAUCUGAAAUCAUCCGAAAGACCACUCGUACGAUCUGUCCUGAGCAGGACUGGUCAGGUUAAGAUGCUAAUCCUAUUAGCCUCGCCCUUGUCUGGGUCAUUGCAAACUACUGCAGCACAAGGAAAUGGCUACCCUGGCUGGAAUGGGCACUUAAUCAGAUUAAUUAACUUUUUCACUUCCCACUGCUUUUUGUACACACUGCAGUACAUUUCCUUCAGAGGAGCAUGAGAAGUUCAGCAGUACAAAAGAAAAUUACAUCAGCGGCUAUGGUUGGCAAAUAGUCGUGGGUCAGUGAGGUUGCAUGUUUGCAGGGUAAUUAAAAUCUGGAUCAGCUGGCAGGCUGAUCCAAAGUUUGAUGACUGAAGCACAACUGAUUCUGCAAUGUAUGACUGAGGGUGGGGAGAGUGGACUAGCAAGAUGAGGAAACUGAAAUCAGCUGACUGGCAUCUCCUUUAGUUUGGGGUACUUGCCAGGGAUGGUUUGUACAGUUUCUUUUUCCUUUUCUAGUUGUCGAACAAGAUACAUAGGCAACAAAUCUACGUGACUCCCACAUUUAAAAACUGCAAAGCGUGAAGCGUUUCAAGGAUUGAAACCCGAUAUAAUAAUUAAUUGUACAGAGGGCAUGCUUCAUGGGACUGAUAAGAGUUAUAGUUCAGCAGCAUCUGCAGGACCAAAUGUUCCCCACUCCUUAUUAAGGCAUGUCCAAAAACUUUGUCAGACUCUUCUUCAGGUUGGAUCAAACAUAAAUACGAAGUGGGCUGUGGCCUUCUGGGUCAAGUGCAAUGGAGUGCAUGUGUGUGUUUCUUGGGGCAUGGUAGGAAAAAACCCCUCAGAGCAUGCCAUGGCAUUGUUUCAGAAAUGUCGAAAAUGUCAUUUCAGAAUUAGAACAGAAAGUUCCCUUUCAUGACUCCAGAGAAUUUCUGCAUUGGGAUGGGAUUGUGAUACAGUAGUACCUCGGGUUAAGUACUUAAUUCGUUCCGGAGGUCCGAACUUAACCUGAAACUGUUCUUAACCUGAAGCACCACUUUAGCUAAUGGGGCCUCCUGCUGCUGCCACGCCACCGGAGCAUGAUUUCUGUUCUCAUCCUGAAGCAAAGUUCUUAACCUGAAGCACUAUUUCUGGGUUAGCGGAGUCUGUAACCUGAAGCGUAUGUAACCUGAAGCAUAUGUAACCCGAGGUACCACUGUAUAUGUGUGGAAGGGGCCCAUGCCACAAGUUUGUGUUGUCUGAGUCCCUAAACUAUGACUCUCAUCAUCUCUGACCAUUGGCCAUACUGGCUGAGUACAACAACAUCUGGAGGACCACAGAUUAGCCCAGGGUCUCCCAAACUUGGGUCUCCAGUUGUUUGUGGACUACAGCUCCCAUCACUCCUGACCAUGGGUCCUGGAAGCUAGGGAUGAUGGGAGUUGUAGUCCAAAAACAGCUGGAGACCCAGGUUUGGGAAACCCUGGGUUAGCGGGUCCAGUUUCAUAGGCUGGCUCCAGGUCUGAGGGGGUCUUGAGCAAUGUGUCCCUCUCCUCUUCUGUCAGUUGGCUGUGGUGAGCAGGAACAUUCCUGGCUGCAGUGAGAGUAUUCCAAGCAGUGUUGGGCACCUGGGUUUAGACACCAUUUGAUUUCCUGGCAACUCCUAAGAGGUUGAGUGUGUUGUGGGAAAUGGUGACUCAAUUCAGCUGCAGGAAGAGGGCAGAAUAAUGGGGCUGCACCUCCAGGAGGCCCUGGGUGCUGAUGCCACUCCUAUGCUUUCAUCAUAGCAAGACGAUUCCUGCACAUCAUGGGGAUAUUUUGAUUGACUCAGCAUUUCUGCCAUCAUUGCAUGCUUCAUACAUUACUCAGACAGCUGAACUCUGCACUCCCCAGGCUACAGUUAAAAAUGGGAACUGUCAACAGACAGCAGGGUGAGAAAACACAUAUAGACAUGGGAAGCAGCUAAAGACUGCCACGUUAUUAUUUUUCAUAGAUAAAAAAGGUGCAGAAUCGCACACGCCGGCCAGUUUCUGUUUUGACUUGAAAUGUUCAUUUUGCGCUUCUCAGAAGUACAUAAAGGCAAGAAGCAGGCAGGAGGAGCUCUGGCCUGUAAUGGCGCCCACCUGAGAGGUCCUGUGACUGCACUCCGGCACAGGUCACAACACUGUUGUGGUUCAGAGGCAUCCAAGAACACUGUGCUUAAAUUAUCCCUUUCUCACUGCUCACAAGUAAGGAGGAACAUCGGUAUGGUGCUAUCAGAGUAUGAAGCAAGAGUUCUGAACAUUUACAUUUCAGUUCACUUUCCACUGUACUUCUGAAUUUAACCAAAGUAGCUUUGAAACUUGAACAACCCCCUCACGAAGUUUCAGGACUCAGAAUACAUGCCCCACCCAGCUUAUCUUCAGGCUUCAUGAAAGGGCAGGGUGAAGAAGAAGGCUUCUCAACAGGGCCUGGGUGGGAUCCUAGAUCUCCUCCUGGUAUAACGGAAGAAUAAAAAAAGAGUGCAGUCAGGAUAGAAAGUAUUUCAUAUCUUCACUGGGAAAGGCACCUCUUAUCUAAUGGUAAGACACUAAAACAAUCAAGAGCUAUAUUUAUUUUUAACUUGGCUUGACUGAAGGCUCUGUUGCAAAGGCUAAAGGUGAUAGUUUGGAGAAAUAUUAAUCAGACACUUCUACUUAAGGUUCGAUCUCUCUUUUCCCUUUUGGUUUAUGGUUUCCACAGAAAAGAAGAGCCUGCAGCCCACCGCCAUGAAGGUCAUCAAAACACUCUUGGUCUACCGACGUUUUCUCCUCAUCUUCUUCACUCCCCUCCUGCUUCUCCCAUUGCCUCUCGUCAUCAGAACCAAAGUAAGUGAAUAAUAACUGCUGCCCUACAUCUUUAUGUUUCCAAAGCCUCACUGAAAUGUUUCAUCUUCCUCUCAGUUAUUUUUUCCCCUCAGAUUGGUCUCUUCACAAAACUCUGCUGCGCGAUACAGAUUGAAAGUGAUUUAAAAAAAUCACAGAGAAUCUUCCGCAAAGUCUUCCUGAUGUGUUCUUAGCAGAUAAAAAGGAUAGGCUGUCACCCAGGCAGUUUUAAAUAUUUUAAACAUUUCACUUCCGUACCAAACCCUGGGCACUGUCAGGAGUAUAGCUUUAGUGUGCUUUGUCAUUAUAGAUAUGUACAAGGUGUCAAGAAGAUCUAUCUUUUAAUUGCCUUUUUAAUUUGAGAGGGAGAAUCUGUGGCUAGCUUUAUGGGAGAUAUAAUUUCAGUAAUGACAGUUACUUGCUGCAGUAUUUGGAGAACUGGAACAAGAGAGGGAAUGUCAACAUUCCCAGCUGAAUGGAAUGAAAUAAUUGAUAGGAUGAUAAUCAGUUACGUUCUUGCUAUCAUUUGCUCCAUUGCUCUGCAUUAUACAUUUAAACCGGUGUCAUACCAGUUUUAAAAAUUGUGAAGGGCACAUGACAGUUGUGCUGCCAACAGAUUAAGAUCAAUGUGUGUGGCAGCUUCCACAUAGCAAGUAGUCAUGAAUCUUUUGUGUGUUUUAAUAAAGGAUCCCGUACUUGCACGUAAAUUCAGUAUUUUACAUUAAAGGCCUUCGUGUUGACUAAUCACAGAAGGCCAAAGUGAGCAGAAAUUCAUUAUUUCUUUGUCACAGGAGAAACAUGGCCUUUUAUCUUGCUGCCUCAUCAAGACAUAUGUCAGAAGUUAAUGGUGUUAAUGGGUGAAGUAUUGACUCCACAAAAGGCAAAGGCAAAACUCUCGUUGAUUUCAAUGGAUCUGCCGCCUUUCAUCUUCUUCAGAAAUGGUGCCAAUUUUGAUGUCAGUGUACUUUCACAGAGCUACUCUGCGUACAAAUACACAGAAUUGUAUCCCCCCGCCCCCCCGCCCCUCAUUUAGGGAGGAAACAAAACUCUUGUUACUAUUGUGUGGUUUCUUGUCCUCACUCAAGGACAUGUUCAAAGGAAAUAUUUCUUUUCAGAACAAAGAAUAAUAGAAUCUAUGCAGAUUCAAAGGGGAACCUAUGACAUCCAAUUGAUUCCAUCCUCUGUUGUUGCUCACACCACUUAUAGAUAGAUACAUGUCCUCCAGCAUCAGUAUGUGAUAUGUAUUUUCUGGCACUAAGACACACACCACUGGAAAGCAAUAUCACUGAUUAUUUAUUUUUAAAGGCAUGUGAUAGUUGUCCAGCAACACGCAUACUGAUCUAUACACAGACCAGCAUACCUCGAAAAUCAACACACUUCCUGCUUUGACAUGAUAAUGUACAUCUAAAUCUGUGUGAAGCAGAGAAUCCAUUUCUAUAUUUGGGGAAAACUGGUGUUGUUUCGUUGUUUGUGUCUCCAGCCACUUAUUGAAAUCAUCUGAAGUCGAAAGAAAAUAUGACUUAGGUGCUGUUAACAGGCUCCACAUAGUUGCUUCUAAAUGGCAGCCACACCAAGGCUGGAGUUAAAACGUUUGGGUCUUUUUAGGCUACCCAAAAGAUGGAAAUUGGCAGGCAUUUACGUAUAAUAUGGUGAAUGAAAAUCGGGGUUCUUAAAUGCACAGGGGAACCUACACAAGUAGCGCAAGCUCCCUGCUACAGAUGGUCAGCUCCCAAGUCAUGGAGGACAACCAGGAAUGCGACAGGAGAAAUGGGAUGGAUAUUCUAAUCCUUGCACCAUGUGAUGGAGGAACAGAGAGAGCCAGAGAGCGAGUUUCUAUUAAAGGGGCCUACCAUGAGCAGAACGCUGGCCAUUCUUGUCCAUUGGAAAGUUUCCCCCACUGUGUUUCUGAUUGUGGCAGAGCGCAGGGGAAAUGAAUGAUGAGAUUUGUAAAAUGGAUGACGUUCAAGCAAAUUCACCCUUAGCAUUACUUGUCAGUACAGCAAAGUUAUGGUUCAUAGAAUCCCAGUGUCGUUGCCUUACAACUCAACACAUGAAAGUGUGUAGCAGAUUUCAGGGCUGGUCACUGUUUGGUCACUCUCUAGAAUUAUGUGUGAAUGAUUACAAAGGAAAGGGAAUGAUUUUGAAACCUGUGAGACUCCAGCAUCUCACAGCAUGGCUAUAGCUGACUUUGACUUCACAUCUAGGACAAGAUUUGAGAUAAGUUCACAGAUGGCCUUUCUGUGUUCUCCUUUUUCUUCUUUGGCUAUGUAACUGUGUGAGAAUGUGGUUGAAUAUGAAAAGAUUUGAUGAAAUAAAUCACAAGCAAUAAAAGUUAGAGGUGAAUAAAUUUCUCUUGUUUACAGCCUUGUUGAAAUGUAGCCCUGCCUAAGAGAUGGAUAAUAUAGUUUCAGGCACAGAGAACUAACUCUGCUCAAUCAGUUAUUUUAAUGACUAAUCCUGGUGCUAAACUUCCCACCACCAUAGCAUAUGUGCAAUAUGAUCCUUUGAGGCAUCCUUCAAAUGGUGAAGAAACACUGGCUACAGAACUUUUAAUAUGUAUAUAAUGUGUCUUGGCUUUGCCUUGCUUGCAGUUGGCUUAUGACUUUAAUGAUAGCUCGAGCUGGGUAAUAAUGUCUUCUUUGUGGUUAUUACUCCAUGGCAAAAUCUAUUCCGGAUGACUCAGAACAUUAAAAAGUAGGCAGAGCUGUCCGUCCCAAGCUAUUGCUCCAUCACACUCAUGCCACACAGCUGCGGAGAAAUCAGUUUCCCAGGAUGUUAAACAGCUCUUGGAAGCCAGGUGAUGAUCGGAUUGGAAAGAUACAUCAUUAGAAAGGCGAUGAUCAGAUAGAAAAUGUUGCAAACCAUAAGGCUGCAGACCACAACCAAUUAUGAUCCCAGCUUGAAGAAGAAGCUCCCAGGUGUCUGUGGGUGUAAAUCAUGGUUUCCCAAACGUGGGUCUCCAGCUGUUUUUGGACUACAACUCCCAUCACUCCUAGCUAGCAGGACUAGUGGUUAGGGAUGAUGGGAAUUUUAGUCCAAAAACAGCUGGAGACCAAAAUUUGGGAAAGCCUGGUGUAGGAAGAAGGCCUACAUAUAAACUAGGUUUAAAUCAAUGAACUUUUGAGGUUUCCAAAGUCUGAAGUUGGAAACACGCUGUAAUCUCUUAAACUGAAGAGCAGGACUAGCCACUGUGAUGCCCUCCACAUGUUUUGACAGCAACUUCCACCAUCUCUGACCGUUAGCCAUGAGGCUGAUGGGAGCUGGAGUUUACAAUAUCAGCGGGGUACCAUGAGUGGUUGUAGUCCAGAAACAUCUGGAGGGCCACAGGUUUCACAUCCUCGUUCUAUGACUUUUCCCAAAUAGACCCUUCUUCUUCAGGAGAUCUUUGGUGAUAACAUCUCUUGGCAACAUGAAUGGUUCUACACUGACUCUGCACUACCCACCAGGCCUGUUGCUGCUUUUGCUCUUGAGGGCCAGCUGGUGAACAGCAAGAAAUAGUGGGGUCAAGGUAGAGUGCAAAUUGUGAUCAGAGAGGUUGUUGGGGGCCAGGUGAGAGGUUUAUGAGACCCGCUUAUUUGAGUUGUCAUAGGACAAGAGCAGGUUCUUUCAGGUUGCCAGUUGGGGGUUCUCUGUAGGAUUCCAUGCCUCUUCCUCUGAGGAAGUCUCCCCAAGGUCCUAGUCAGACAGGACACUGACAUUUGAGAUAUUUGUGCAAGGAUGGCCAAUGUGGUACCUUUCAGGUGUUGUUCGAAUGCUACUCUUUGUUAUCCCUAAACACUGAAAAUGCUGGUUAGGGCUGCUGGAGUUGUGAUGAAGCUGGCUACCCUUGUGUUUGUCACAAUCAAGAUUCAAGGCCAACGAAUUGGCCCAAACUGUCGUAUCUCAUCAACAAACAUACCUGUGAUGUGGAGUGUGCAUACACCUAGCAAUUUUUUUACACUAUAUAGCAAUGCAUCUCCUUUGCUUCUGCCCUGCACAUAGACUCAAGCUGCACCAGAAGUUCAAAAAGAUCUUGAGAAUGUUCCUCCAUUAUUUCUGCUGUGGUUCUGUGGACCACCGGAAGGUUCAUUAUGGAUCAUCAAUGGUCCACAGAAUUACUUUUUUAUGAUGAUCAGAGAGUUGAUGCAGGUUGCAAAUGUGAGGAAGUGAUAGACAUUCCAUGCACUCUGAUAUCGGAUGGAUCUGUUGGGCCUCUUUCCACCUGCCGCAUCAGUAAAAUAACAACUCAGAAUGUUUCACAGUCUGAAAAAUGCAGAGAAGAGCAAGAUUAAAGAUAUGGCAAGUUUUCUACACGUCAAAGCUUCUUCAAAAUAAUUUUCACUAGAUUGGAAUGAACUGAAAAGGGCACUUUUCAACCAUACAAAGAGGCAUUUUUAUUAACCUUUACUUGAGAGAGAGAGAGAUAUAACUAUAGCAGCUAUAUCUUAAUAUCAAACGUUCAUCAUUUAAAGAUGUUUACCAUCUGCAUUUUUGUUGUUGUUUUUUUCUUACUCCUCCCUUCUGCACCACUGCUUUGCAUAACAUCAAGCCUGUUGAAAGGUACUGGGAAACACAAAAGCUUGAUCAAUAUUAUAUGACAAUUAUGGUUGGUCCUAAUAAUGUUUCAGUUACUGAGGUAUGUGGAGAAAUUGAUGUGAUCUAUCUAUCUUCUUUGCCCUACAAUGCAAAUGAGGGAUUUCUCCAAUGAAAUGGAUGCAAUAGAUGGGGAAGAGAAGGAGUGAUUUGGAAUACACAGUUUGCCCCUCAAAAUAUUUCCUGUGGCAAGUCAUGGAGGCUAUACAUUCUCGAUAAGAGCACAGUGUGUCUGGGGGAGGUAAUCGCAUCCCUAAGGAGUUCUUAAGAUUGUGAUGAAUCCAGCACAGUAGGGCUUAAGCAUCCCCAGUGCUUGAGUAAAAAUAAACCCAACCUGAAAUUGUCCCUGCCAUAUAUGUGCUGGCUGGAUGUUUUGUCUGAAACUUCUGUUGAGCAAUCAAAUGGGGAAACAGUGUGCAAUGAUUAUGUGUCAGCAGCACAGCAAGUUGGCUGAAAUAGCGUGGCUUUUUAUUCCUCCUCUUGAAAGCUGCUCUGCCACGGUGCAACUCAGACCCUUCUUACAUGAUCUUGAGAGAGCCAGUGUGGUGUAGUGGUUAAGAGCGGUAGUCUCAUAAUCUGGUGAACCGGGUCCGCAUCUCCGCUCCUCCACAUGCAGCUGCUGGGUGACCUUGGGCUAGUCACACUUCUCUGAAGUCUCUCAGCCUCGCUCACCUCACAGAGUGUUUGUUGUGGGGGAGGAAGGGAAAGGAGAAUGUUAGCUGCUUUGAGACUCCUUAGGGUAGUGAUAAAGUGGGAUAUCGAAUCCAAACUCCUCCUCCUCCUCCUCCUCCUCCUCCUCCUCCUCCUCCUCUUCUUCGUAGCCUGAGGGCUCCUUCCCAAGCUUCUUCCUGCUGCAUUGCUUGGGUAGCAAUAGUCUCAGACCACACAGCCACACAAUAAAAUGCUGCUGUUUAGGGGUGGGAAAUGAUGUUCAUUCCCUUCUGGGUAACCUUCCCAGGGCCACAUCCCUGUGGUGGGCAGAGUCAGAAGCCCAGGAUAUGUCCCUAUUUUCACCAGAGAAAUGUUGGAGGGUAUGGAACAAGGAAUGUAAUUUUGCCUUAUAAUCGGCUAGUUUCUACACAAACUUACACACCAUUUCCUCCAACUAGGCAAGCAAGAGCCAUGACCCAAGUCCAAGGGCCCAUUCCAGCCCGACAAAUAACGCUUUGCAUUAUUUGUGAAGAGUGUGGCCUGGAAAGAGUGCUGAGGGCUAGGUAGAGAGGCCCUUGGACCACGGCAACCAAAGGCUUAUCUCUUUACUCUCCUGCCACAAAUGGAAUGAAAAUCUGCCCACCACGUGUGGACUGAAGCCUGAGGGAAACGUUCCUAGAGGGUGUCACCAAACUCCCCACACAUAAGGAACUCAGAUGGGCUUCUGUGUACAGUGGCAAGCUUUCAAAUUUCAGUGGCCCCCUGUACGAUGCCAAAAUUUGGUGCCUUCCCCACCUCUUGUCUUCCAUUCUAAGUCAUUGUUGUGGGGAAUUUCCUUUCUGGGUGAAGAGUGAAGAAAUAAGUGUUUACAGUGGAAUCACCUUCCCCCAUGCCUGUUAUUUAAUCAACCAAAACUUAACUAAACACUGCACGUUAAGCACAGCGUGAUAUGUAGUUUGGCCAAGACUCAAUUUCAGUCAAUAAAUAUCUUGACUUCCUUUUCUUUCCUUUUCUUUUUUUGAAAGCCUUGGCCUGUAACAAUCCACCUUCCCAGAUUCUGCCCCCCCGCCCGCCCCGGCAGAUGAUCAAAAUCAAUUUUGCAUUUAACUCUGUGUUGGCUUCUGCAUUUCAUUUAAAUAUCUUGAGGCAAAAUGUGGGGAAAUGUCCCGCUAAUUCAGACAUGGCUAUGACAGUCUGUAUGGUUGUCCUCCACACCCCACCUUAAAUAAACGAGUACAGAUGGUUCAGGAUCAGUAACUUUCAUAUUGAUGUGCUGAUUUGGUAUUAAUGAAAUAUAUAUGUUAAUGGAAAACUCAUACCUGGCACAGAUUUUUCUACGUUUGUGUGUUUGGCAUGGAUGUGGCUUUCACCAGAUGAAAUUCUGAGCAUGGGAACAUCAAGUUCCAAUGUCCCUGAAUCUCAGUAGAAAAUUCCUAUUCUAAAGGGCUGUCAUCAGAGGGAAAGGAGGAAAUAAUUAUUUUUCCAGCUGUAUCAGCUGCACCAGAAACUGGACUGGAAACAUACCCUCCAACAUUUUUCUGAUGAAAAGAGGGACAUCCCAAAAUUUCUCUGAUGAGAAUAGGGAUGUCCUAACAUCUUUUCAUAUCAUUUUAAAGUUAAAUGUAGAUGUCUCAUUUUGGGUGAAAAUAUUGCUAAUUCAAAAUAAGGCUACGCAUGAGUGUAUUCACAAAAUAUUGUGACAUUCACCCACCAGUGGAAUCGCCAGUCUCCUCACAGAGAAACGAUCCCUGCUAUUAUUGUUCUGAGGUAUUCAGGUAGGUGGCAGGUGUUGUGUUUCCCACCAUGUUCCUCCAGAGGAAUCUGAAGUAACAUUUUUUUGGCCAUAAAAGUUGGGUGGAAGGAGAGUGGAAAUGGAAAUAUAGCUUUUGACAAAGCGCCAAGACUCUUAGGACAAAGCACAGUCUUCCACCUCACGGGAGGGCAACAAAGGAAUCCACUUUAUUCCGUUGCUCUAUCUAGCUCACUAUUGUCUACUCUGAUUUCAAGCAGAGGUCUUUUGCUACCUGGUCCUUUUAACUGGCGGUGUCCACCAUCGAAACCGGAACCUUAUUCAUUCAAAGCACCCUGCUCUUUCAUUGAGAUGCAGCCCCUUUGCAACGCAGUGCCUCCCCUCAAAUGUCUGUUCCAUUGACAGUUUGUGGAAAACAACGAAUAAAUAAAUAAAACAUAAUAUUUAGAAUUUGAGAGCAAAUGGCCAUGGCAGAUAGCUAUUAUUUCGUUCUUCAGGUGAUCCUUCUUGGAACAUGACUCAAGGAACAGAAAUUUCUGCUAUAUCAGCAACAUUGUGAAUGUGACUUGGGAAAUCGCUGGAUUCUAGUUGAAGAGGAGAGUCUCCCCAUUAUAUCUUAUCGUCCUUUCCAGUCAGGGGUUAUAAUGUUUUCUGUCUGAUUGCUCAUGUUGUACUACAGAAAUCUGAAUCUGAUUUUCUUUCAUUCUAUUUUCUCUUUUCAAUUCUAGGAAGCAGAAUGUGCCUACACGUUAUUUGUGGUGGCCAUCUUUUGGCUCACAGAAGCAUUACCCCUGGCUGUUUCAGCAUUACUUCCUGCUUUAAUGUUCCCAUUGUUCGGAAUUAUGGCUUCCAAACAGGUAAAUUUCCUUUUGUUGUUGUUGUUGUUGUUGUUGUUGUUGUUGUUCCUCCUCCUCCUCCUUUCCUUUCCCUUCCACUACCCCAACUGCCCAUAUAUUUGAUAGCCCAAAAAUCAAACCUUUUGAUUGCUUUAUUUGCUUUCUUUAACGGUGAAUUUAUACAAAUCCUAAUGCCUCAAGGCCUUGGACACACUCAAAGCAUUCCUACUGAGCCCAUUCUGGUGGGCUGGGGAGACUGGUGCUGUCUAGAAGUACAGCAAGGGAAUCACAACCACUAUGCCUCUUGCUACCACUUCGAAACACAGGAGACAGCAGUGAUGAAACCUGCAACUUGAUUUCACAUCCCAUUUGCCCCUGAAACCCGAUACAAUCUGGGCCAAAAGUUCAGCUUUUCCAACUUUCUUCCAAGCACUGGCUACCACUCUCUUUAUGGAAACGGCCCGCUCCUUUGCAGAACCCUUUCUGCACUGGAGAAACUGGUUUCAUUCCCCUCUCAUUCUUCUGAGUUUCUUAUGGCCCAUCACCAGACUGGCUCCCAACUCCCAUGCCUUCCACCAACUCCCAUUAGGCCCAUCCAAGGCCAGCUGUUGCACCAGAUUUGGAGACAUCUUGACUGGGCAAAGCUGGAGAAUACGGAGAGGUGGGUGAACUCCAUAUUUUGGGUUUGCUGCUGGGACAGAGAGAUGGUGCUAGAAUUCAGGUGUUCCUCAGCAUGGUGCUGUCAAUGCCCGCCCCCCUUGAAACACACCCCAUAUUUAAUUUUAGUUUAAUUUUAUUCCUCUAGUAACAGCAACUUCUGGUUUCAAGAGCAAUCGUGAAGAUUGAAGUCCCUGUUGUUUCUCUUUAUACAUCUAGGUGGCUUCAUUUGUUUCGAUUUUCCUCCACAAAUUGUACAGCUCAUUAUUUUCCUGAGAUGGAAUCAUGGUAGCUAAAUAGCGCACAUUUAGCUAAACAAAAUGAAUUUUGCUUUUAGGUGGCAUCGGCUUAUUUCAAAGAUUUUCAUCUGCUGUUAACGGGAGUGAUUUGUUUGGCAACGUCAAUAGAGAAAUGGAAUUUGCACAAGAGAAUUGCCUUGAAAAUGGUGAUGCUGGUGGGUGUUAACCCUGCAUGGUAUGUAGCAUACUGACAAAAGAAACUGAUAUACUGAAAACCCCUUUGGCUCUGUUGUGCAAGUACUGUAGACUUGCCAGCUCUUUUCUUCACCUGUCCUUUAUAAAACUGCACAAUAAGAAGAAAUUCCACAGAUGCGACUCUCCCCAGCACUGUAGCUCCAUGGCAAUAAUAGAAGCUUCACCUGUUGGAAUUUUCAGUAUUAUGUAAUUGUGAUUGGAGCACAACAAUUCAAGUAGCAACUUUUGGGCAGGUUGGGCGGGUUUGUGUGCAAAGUAUCACAAAGUAUAUGGUGUGUGUGUGGGAGGAGUAGAGGGGCUGUUUCCCCAGGUGCAAAAUUUUGGGUGUGUGUGCAAAAUUUCAAAAGAAAAAUAAACUGCUUUGAGGGUGUGUUUUUUAAACCAAUCAAGCAGUGUAAAAAUUUCAUGAACUAAACAAUAACAAUAAAAUAAAUGGCCACCACUGGUCUCCCAUCCCCAGCUUUUCUCUCACUGCUGGGAAGACCCUUCCCCACCUCCAUCACUGCAGCCCGGCCCUGACAGGAACCACAGGAACCCUAACCCUUGCCCCAGGCACUGGCAACCCAUGCUACACCACUGCCAUUUACAAGCCAUAAUUACAGUUCUAUUUGGCUGCUAAAGAGAUUUGCUAAGGCCAGCCUUUUGUCAAAAUUGAAUUAUACAUAUCGUUGGGAUGAGAAGACGAGUUUUACACGAAACACUUCUGUUAUUGGCAAUAGUGGCGCACGGCUCAGAACAAAAUAGCAGAUGAAUUUGUGAACAGCUCUGACUCAUACUUCUUAAUGACUGGUAUUAAGCAACUGAGAGAUCUUUCAUACAUUAUCUCAUCGUUAGUAUUCCAUCCAAAGCUGAGGUAGUGCUAAGCAGUUUUAUUGCAGACAGAUAGGAAGACUCUGCCCACCCCCUCCACCCCCCAAAAUAUUGCUGACAGCUGUUACAAACGAGAAGACAGGAGAAAUGAAAUAUCAUGUUGUGCUCCUUUUUAUUGUUCAUAAGGGGUCAGGUAGCCCCUGUCAAUCCAAUCAGCAAGACCAAAAGCAGUUUGCCAGCAUUGCAGGCUUUCUGGUUCUUGAAUUGUCAGAUGCUGCUGUGAUAGGGAAGCAAGGAGUUGUCAGUUUCUCACUUGAUGGUGGUAAAUUAGCACAGUUAGGGAAAGCAGAAUGGGUGAAGUGGGAAACCUCAGUGAACCUUGGAGACCCCGAGGACCAUGCUUGUGUGUACAUCCCUGCCUGCGAGACUGAUCACAGUUUUGGUUUGGAGUAUCAUUAUUUCUUCACCUAAUAAGAUCUCUUCAUGACCGUAAGGCGCCAAAGAGCUAAACCUGGCCAUUAGGAAUAACUAGAAAGCUAAGAUAGGAGAUGAGAAAGAGAUGAUGAAGCCAUCCAUUUCGUAAAUAUGGAAUCCACAAAUAUAUCUUACCUAAGCUCUUCAUCGAUAAUCUGGCUGGUUUCACAAAAUGCAGGGAGGUCAGAGGAAAGCCAGAGAAAAGCUCAGCACAUGAACAGAUCAAGGCUGAUUUCACAGUGUGUGUGUGUUUUCUAAGCCCACAGCAAGAUGUCAACAGUGCUGUGAGGAGGGUGUAGACUGUUGCUCCAGAUUUUGUCUCUGCAAUUGAACGUGCCCAUCAAAUGAUGAGUGGAUUACCUUGGUUCCAGACUGCUCUCUUAUGGAUUUUCUCAUUCUUUCCUCUGAUUUAACACGGGCAUUUUCUAAAAUUAAUUCUGGAACGGGUAUAGUUUGCUGAAGCUUUAUUUUAUUUUCAUUUGUUCCCAUCGCUUUUCCAUCUUUCUUACUGAUCUGUGCAAGCAAUCCAAUGUUUUAGCAAUAUGCACAAGCUGUGGGUGGGGUGAGAAUUAAGAAGAUUAAAGAACUAACAGAAAGAAAUUAAAACUGUGGCAGGCUAAGCAUUUGCAGUGGCCUCUAUGGAGCCUGAAAAUAAAAAUAGAAGAUGGCAGCUUCCUUGGGCAUUGGUGUGGCUUGCAAACUAGACCAGAUGAUUCAGAAACCAGAAAGAAAUUUGGAUGGGAAGAAUUUUGUAAGCAUGCCUGCCUGCCACCCAGUGGUCACCUGGCCUCCUGUAAUAAUAUAUUGUACUUUAAUAUGCAAACACUGUUUUUGUUUUUAAAAAACAAGAACAGCAAAAUAAUUAUCCUUAUUACUACUUCAUCAGGCAGGCCACUGUUGCCACUUGGUUUAAAAGGGAAAAUGAAGACUGAGAAUGUUUGUUAUCUUCACCGCUUGCAAAGCCACCUGUGUCGCAGAUAGAAGUUUAGCAGGUGAAGCUUUUCCUGAAAUGGUGGUGCAGUUAGUUUCACUUGGUGACAUUCUCCUAUGACACAAUUUUAAGAAUAGGUAAAGGUAAAGGGACCCCUGACUGUUAGGUUUAGUCGCGGACGACUCUGGGGUUGUGGCGCUCAUCUCGCUUUACUGGCAGUGCAUGGAAACGCCGUUUACCUUCCCACCGGAGCGGUACCUAUUUAUCUACUUGCACUUUGUGCUUUUGAACUGCUAGGUUGGCAGGAGCUGGGACAGAGCGACGCAGGGGAUUCGAACCGCUGACCUUCUGAUCGGCAAGCCCUAGGCUCUGUGGUUUAACCCACAGCGCCACCCGCGUCCCUUAAUGUUAAGAGUACUGGAACCCUAAAAUAAGCAACGGUACUCAAGAGUUGCCUCAGACUUGAACCAAGAAGCAAGUCAAACAGCAAUUCCAUUAAUUUAACAUCUGCAUGAUGUUUAAUGGCAUGCAAAAUAUGCAAUGCUGAAGUUAAAUAGGCUGGUGGCUCCAUGUAAAUUCCUCCUACAGAUAAUUUUUGACCUUCCAAAAGUACCCUUUGAGCUGGGUGUUAUCCCAGUUGCACUGAAACAGCAAUAUUAUCUUGACAGAUAAUAUGUCAAGUUAAGAUAAGAAAGUGUUUUCUAUCACUUUCUGAGAUGAUUGUUUUUCGCUCUUUAUAGCUGCUGUCCCAAACCUGGUGCUCUUCCUGUUAUGGGGCUCCAACUCUCAUAAUUCUAAACCAUUGUUUAUGCUGGCUGCUGAACAUCGGUUUUUAUUGCCCAGCAAUAUCGCAGGCAGAAGAAGGCUGCUGUGUCUGUCCAGUCGGGUUAUGUCAUUUCAUUUCAUGUCAUAGUGUCAUUAAAGCAGCAAGUAACCUGAGAUGUGCACCCAGAAAAUUCCCUGCAGAGUCACAUCAUAAUGGCAUGUGAUCCAAGAGGGCAGCCUCCUUCUCAUUUGUGAAAUAGCAAGAGAUUUUGAGGAGAAUAUCUCAGAUCAUGUAGGUGUCUUAUCCAUUUCCGCUCAGAAUUUACAUCCAGCUUACCGGGGCCAACAAUACGGAAACCUUUCCUAGUGAUAAAUGAAGCCAUCUGCAUGGAUGUAAAAUGGUCGUAGGCAGAGUAGAUGAGGGGAAACUGAGGUGGAAUCGUCUUUUGAAAUCCACUUUAGAACAAGGAUCAUCAGUCAGUUUUCAAACCGCAAAUCUAUUGGGAAUAAUUUUACACUCUGGGUACAUAAUGAUCAUUUGAAUGCUGGUUUAUAAAUUGUUUGCUAUCAAAAAGAGAUUGCAAUAAAGCAGUUCCUUUAUUUCCCCUUCUUCUUUUCUGAAGAAUUCUUUUUCUUCUCUGCAGGCAGUUUCUGUCCCUCCCCCUCCCCACCUUUUAAAAAAAUAAAUCAGUUUACAGUGGUACCUCUGGUUACGUACUUAAUUCGUUCCCGAGGUCCAUUCUUAACCUGAAACUGUUCUUAACCUGAAGCACCACUUUAGCUAAUGGGGCCUCCCGCUGUCACUGCACCGCCGCCACGCAAUUUCUGUUCUCAUCCUGAAGCAAAGUUCUUAACCCAAGGUACUAUUUGUGGGUUAGCGGAGUCGUAACCUGAAGCGUAUGUAACCUGAGGUACCACUGUAUUAGAAUCUCCCAUUCCACUACAGGACUGGCUAGCCAACAAGCACAUUCAUAUAUUCAGUGAGGUUCCCGGUUCCUGUUCAAGGCCCUGGCCCCUAAAGGUCACUGGGGUCACUCUCCCACAGAGGCCAGACUGCUUCUAACCUCCCCACAAAUGCCCUUCUACCAUCAUCUAUUGAAUUGCAGAGACAAGCAGGACUCUGCUUUCAAAAAGCCCAAACUAGCAUAUGCAAUGAGAAAUGGCUUCCUAGAAUCCCCCAUUUUAUGUAUAUAGUGGGAAGAACACAGAACAAGGCAUUGUUGCAUGUAAAAUAAUAAAUAAUGCUUCUAUUUAGCACCUUUACCCACAGAUGCAGAGCAUGCAGGUGUAGUUGAACUACAGCUCCCAUCAUUCCUCAUCUUUGGCCAUUCUGGAUGGGGCUGAUGGGAGUUGGAGUCCAGGAACACUUGGCGGGCCAUGGGUUCCCCAUCCCUGACAAAACACACUGACUUCCCUCUUCAGCAGUUAUCCUGACCCACCAGUCUUUUCUCCUCUCUCCUUCCUAUCCACUCACUCCUCUCUUUAUGCAAAGUCUGGGGAGCCAGUGUGGUGUAGUGGUUAAGAGCAGUAGUCUCGUAAUCUGGGGAGCCGGGUUCGCGUCUCCGCUCCUCCACAUGCAGCUGCUGGGUGACCUUGGGCCAGUCACACUUCUCUGAAGUCUCUCAGCCCCACUCACCUCACAGAGUGUUUGUUGUGGGGGAGGAAGGGAAAGGAGAUUGUUAGCCGCUUUGAGACUCCUUAGGGUAGUGAUAAAGUGGGAUAUCAAAUCCAAACUCCUCCUCUUCGACUGUCAUUCUCAGAUGGCUUUCUCCAUCUCUUACUCACCCUGACUCCACUCAGCAUCUCAGCAUCACAUUCCACUGCUGUAAAUCAUCCCUGCCUUCAUUCUUUUGUUACAUACACACAGCAGUAGUGUAUUUCUCCCCCUCAAAAGAGAGGGGGAGGAGAAGUACGGAAUUUGCCUUCUUGCGAGAUGUUUACAUCCUCUAUCCUUGCUUACGAAAUCCGGUCAUAUCCAGAUACCUUCUAGAAUUUGCAAAGUUGCCUUUGCCUAGUUUUAGAAAUUACAAAUCCCAGAAGGGAGUGGAUUUCAUAACCUUAUUCCGAAAGUGGAAGAAGCAUGGACAGGUGAUCUGCCAAUUUCAGCUCCUUUGUGUUUCUCACUUUUCAAAUCUUAAGUUCAGUUUACACGAUGAGUUUGUAUUAUAUUUAAAGUAUGGCUUUUUGUAUGCCCCCAUACAUACUUUUUUGUAUGCAAUUUUGCCUAAUUCCUGCAUUUUUGCCAUUUCCCCUGAUAAUAUAAAUUUUUACUUAUUAAUAAUAUACCCGGCUUUUCACGUCAUUUAGGUCUCUAAGUGGCUUUUAAAAUUUAUUUUUGCUAAAAAACAAAGAAGUAUGAAUUUUUUGGUUGGAUAAAUACAUCAUCUGGAGAAGCGAAUGGGUUGGAUUUCUCCCCCGUUCCUGGAAGAAGCAAGGAUGUUGCCUCUGGCAAGAUUUUGCUAAACUGGCAAAAGGCUGAGAGCUCUGUUCCAGACCAAAGUUUUUGUAGGAGGAUUGAAAGUGCCUCAAAUUUAUUUGCAGGACAUUUUGACCAUCACAUUCAGAACUUCAGAAUUACCGUUAAUAGUCUAUGUUUAGUCUGACCUUAAAAUAAAUAAACUGGUUCAAUUGGGCUCAUCUAGAGCCUUUUGCAAUAAUGACUAUCAUCCAUUUAAUAAGAGGUAGGCAUAAUAGGCAGAAAUUAUCCAGAACUGAAAUGUAACCUGAUCACAAUUUGGUGCCCCUAUAAUGUAGGAGCAAGCAGCUUUAUUUCAGAGGAGGUGAGAUUUCAUCAGCCAGGAUGUGGGUCGUGCCACCCAAAUAACUUGUAAAGUCAUUUUGCAUUUUUCAAGGAGCCUGCCCUUACCUGAAGUAAUCAUUAACAUUUAUGCAGUGCUUUCCAUCCACACCGAUUCCAAAGGUCUCUGCAAUCUUUGUAAAAAUUAUCCAUUCUGGGACCACUUGUUACGAAGUAAAAAUGGUGUAGGUGAUGCAUGUAGUCGUUUCUUACGUAGACAAGGUGGUGCUUUCACAAGUUAAAGUUUGACCAAAUCAUUUUUCACCAUCUCCAGCACUGUGCUGUGGGAGCAACUUCAACGAAGUAUGCAAGGUUACCAAGUUGGCAGCGUCAAAGAAAUGAGUAUCCCAUUUGGAAUGAUUUGGGGCACAUGGCAGCAGAACAGAAUUGGCAGUGAAAUCUUGGUGAGGAACUAGGAUACUAAUCUAUCCAGAAGACCUAAUAGCAUUGCUGAAGAUAGCUGAUCCCUUUAAUAUCCACUUGAGUCUCUCCUGGUAUGUUCACCCCCUAGAUAAUAAGGUGGAGAGCCUCCUCUUUGGUGGCCCCAUGGUGAUGGAAUUCUCUUCCACUGGACCAGUGUGAAAUUUCUACAUUGCAGAUUUUUCAGCUGGCCCUGAAGACCUUCCCCACACCCCUUCCAAGAUUGAUGUUUAUUAGAUGGGUACCGGUCUGAGUUUUGCUGUUUCCAUGUGUGUGUGUGUGGAGUGAUUGUUUAAAGUUUUAAAAUGAUGCUCAUUUUCUUUUGUUGUUUUGGAAGUUUGCCCAGAGAAGCAGCCAAAAAAUAAAAUAGAAAUGGCUGGAGAAUCUUUCCAGAAAAGGCUUGCUUGGAUGGGGGUGCAAGGAGGAGAGAAGCUGAAGCAGCAGAGAGCAGGCAGGAGGAAAACAAAAUAGAAAGAGAAAUUUAUACUGGGCUACAACAACCAUAAGUCCUAGUCAUUGGUUAGGGGUCAUGGAACUCCAACAUCUUAUGAAGGCUACAGAUUCCCUACCCUAUUACACAGCAAGAACAUGGAGUCAGUGAAAAUAUGGUGACUUAUAGUUCCAAGUUGCACCUGUGGAGUGACUAUUGCAAAGGAAUGAAUCAGGGCACUGGUUUGGGGAGUAAAGUAGAUCCCCAUUUAGCAUUGUACAGCUGUCACACAUACAAUUGGAAACUGAGAGUGCAGGUUCCAUGCAACUGUUUUUCAGUGUCUACCUGUGUGGAGAUAAACUGUUGGUUAGGUAAGAAAACAUCAGCUUACCUGGAAGGACUUUGAGCCAGCAAACUAAUUGGGAAUCUGAUGAACUGAACUAAUUUAGGAUGUUCUAAUGAGACUUGUCCAAGCAGCCAUGCAUUUUGCACAUCAUAAAUCAUGAAGACACAGCCCUGGUCCCAGAGUGUCAAAAUAUACGAGAGGAUUCCAUUGUACAACCUGCUGUCCUUCAAAAAGGCUUUUUCACAGCAAAAAACAAACCAUCAAUUGGUGAAACUACAAUUUUUGUAAAUUUUCAUAAUUCGUUUUAAUUAUUGCCUUUACCAGAAUGUAUUCCAUAACUAUGCAGUUAGUUGGGGUGUGAUCUAGGGCAUUUUUACCAGAGAAAGUUUACAAGGCCGUUUUUUGUUAUUGUCUGAAUAGAUUGAACCAUCUCUCCUAAAGAUGAGCUCCAUGGCCUGGUCCUUUGAGGUCUUGUCAUCCAUUUUCUUUGUAACGGUGCCUCUCUGCACAUGUUACUAAGCUAAAACUCCCAACAGCCAAUGGCUAAGGAAGAUACGAGUUGCAGUUCAGUAACAUCUGAAGGGCCAAAGGUUCUCUACACCUUCCCUACAUCUUAUUAUGUUGUUCCUCCCUUUGUUGAUUUUAAUUGGAUGGGUGCAUAAUCUCUGGUUCCUGAGUAAGGAAAGGCAAAGAAGGUUAUUCUGGAGCUUGACCAUGUGAGCAUAGGGAAGGGUUGUAGCUCAGUGAGAAGCACAUGAUGCGGAAGGUCCCGGUUUCAGGAAAAUACUCUGUCUGAAACCCUAGAGAGCCAAUACUAGCUACUAUAAACACAAGACUUAGAUGGAGCAGUGGUCUGACUUGAGAUAAAAUAGUUGUCUCUAACGUUCCCUUACAAGACUCCUAUGACACUGGAGUGGCUGAAAAUGCUGUGUUAACACAUGUAUGUUGCAAGGAACUUGAUAACCCUGCCUCAUUCAUCUGCCUUUUGUGUGUGUGUGUGUGUGUCACAGCAACUGGUCGGCCUGGAGUAUAUUAUUUAUCCCUGAAUCAACUUUCAGCUCAGUAUAGCCUGUUGACUAAAGUAAGUAGCACAGGUGUGCUGUGUCUGGAUUUAUUUUCCAGGAAUUAUUUAUUUGUGUAUGUAUUUUUACACCACCUUGCAUAUAGCAUCCCAAGGGAAUGCACAUCAGAUGAGAGUUGGGGAUAUUUUAAAAGAGUUAAAACAUUUAAACAGUAAUAACUUUUUCAAAAAAUAAUAAUAAUACAGCAGCAAUCUGGGGCAAAUUAACAUUAAUCAGGGACUAAGCAUCAGUGGAAGCCUGAGAACGCAGGUAAAUCUUUGAAAGGCACCAAAACACCAGCCGUGGUUGGCACAUGUCUGAGCUCAAGUGGUUCCACAUUAUGGAAAACUUCAUUUAGUAGCAAAUCAGAAAGCAUGGUAACUCUUUCAUGAAGAUGAUGAUGACAACUCAGUUUCAUUUUGAUGGCAAAGAACCAUUCCUUUGUUUUAAGCUGAGGGCUGAUUGUAGAGAAAUACAUGGAGGUGCUUCUCAUUUCAGGCUCACCCUUGGCUUCAUGAUCAGCUGUGCCUUCCUGUCUAUGUGGCUUAGCAACACCUCCGCUGCUGCUAUGGUGAUGCCCAUCGUAGAGGCAGUGGCUCAGCAAAUCAUCAGUGCUGAAGCUGAAGUGGAUGGCCUGGAAAUGACUCACGCAAAUGGAGCCACCAAUCACGCGUUGGAACUCGAUGGUACGCAGGGAUGUUGGACGUUUCCCACCUUUACCUUCCCUGGGGAAAGACCAGAUAAACCGAAGCCCUCAUAUUCAACUUUUCACCUCUCUCCCUCUCCCUCUCUCUUUUAAAAUAGAAGAUAUUGAUGAAUGCAAAGCAGUUGGCUGGAAAGAGAAAACAAAGCAAAUUAAUGGGUAAAAUUUAUUUUUGAUCACGUAUAUUACAUCAGUUUGCUCAAGCACAGCAGAUCACUUAUAAACACUGCAUGCUUCUUUUUUCCAGAUACAGCAACGGGUCUGCUCAUGCAGUUCACACUGUGUGCAAGAUUGAGAAGGAAAAGGUACUUCAUAAGCAAUCGUGGCAUUUUAAUUUUGAAAUUAUGGUUUGAUAUCAGCCUAGUAAGUCAGGGUCACUAAUUUCUCUAGGUCCAUUGACACAUUUGGAUUUUUGAGAGAGUGCUGUGGGCACCACCCUCCCUGGUCACUUCUUUCAGCUCCAAUAAAAUUAAUUUGAGCCUUGAAAAACACAUAAAGCUGAAAGAGGAAACAAGAAAGAGUGCUACUCUUCCUUCCAAUGUUUGGGUUGCAGCAACUGGUUCAGGUCAUUCUCUUUAGAAGGAUGAGCUGAAGAAAAGUCCCUGUAGAGAUCCAUUUCAGACUGAGCAGCCAACAUAUUAUAUUGUUGUUUACCCUUUUGGCCCACUCAGAUGCAUAACUUGUUUUAAUUACUCCGGCUGAGUUCCUCAUUCUUUUGUUUUUAUAUAUAUAUUUUUACGUCCUGUGUCUGUGUCGGGCUGCCAGAUGAUUUUAAACAAUGAUCUCUUGCAAGAGGGAAUCAGAGUCUCAUAGAAGACUGUGGCAACUUUUCAAAACAUAGCGUAAUGGGUGCCCCUUAUUACAGUCUCCACUGCUGCAAAAUGUUCCUUAGUUAUAAAAUCCUGAUUAGACAUCUCCCUUUUUAUGUAGUUGAAUUCCAACUAUGAGAAAUGUUUUACUGGCUUUCCAAAUAACUAAAAAAUAAUAAUAAUGUAGGUGGUCUUGUUGGUCCACUGGACAAAAAACCCCAAAGUCUACACAUUUAUUAUUUCUUUAUUAAAAUUAUUAGUAUCCUGCCUUUCGGGUAAUCUGUAAUAUGGUAUAAUACAAAAUUGUGAGUGAGCUUUUGAAGUCUCCAAAUUAAAGAAAAGGAUGCAGCUAGCCAUGUUGAUGAAAUCCAAAAUCUACAGGGUGGUGAUUAGGGACAAACAAAAUGCCAAUAAGUCAGGAACAAAUGUUAGAACUUGCUCAUGACUUUGUGACUUUUCAGUUGGUCCUAAAAAGGCGCAGUCAUACUAUAGGUUUUGUUGGGUUUGACAGGUUUCUUGAGCCCUGCCUGCUGCCCUUGUAUCUCUAGCUGUUAAUCCAUCCUGCUAAUGGUUCCUGCUGCAAUAUUCUCCACUGGUUUCUGCGUCCAUGUUCUUCCUUGUCUUAUGGGAAUAUUGCCUUAAACUGAGCCAGAACCUAAGUCCAUCUAGCUCAAUAUUGUCCACACUGACUGAAAGCAGCUCUCCCGCCCUUCCUGGAGUUUCUGGGGGUAGAAUCUGCGAUCUUCUGCACGCCAAACCAAUUCCCUCCCACUGAGAUCCUUCCCCUAGAUCUUCCUCUUUGGACUCAGUUCACCCCUGGCCCUAGUCUUACUGUGAAGUUGCUGGCAAGUCUUGGAACAAGAAUUGUGGUGCAAUUUGUAACUCUGCUUUGUAAUGAUUACUCGUGAAUUCUUAUCUCAAGACUCGGAUCAGCUUCAUUAACCCCUGGCUCUAAGCCAUCCCCCUGUAACUGGAGUCUUUAAAGUGCAUCAUGGAUGAAAAAGCCGUUCCCUGACACGUUUCAGUAAACGGACAUGACAGGGAAAGAGAAAUACACUAAACCCAACUAAUUAUAUGAAUUCAUUCUCAGAAAUCCAUGUUUGGUUGAAGUUCUUAGCCUGGGGGCUCCUCCACACUUUUCACUGGGCCCAUAUUUUGAUUGUCUUGUGCCCUGAUUAAUUCCCCCUGGCCUGAGAGCUUUUCUCGUUGUUGCGCUUUGCAAAAAUCUUACCUGCCGAAUUGAAGCUCAGCGAAGGAAAAUCCUUCCCUGAAUUCUCUGCACAUCUGAUAAGUUCUGGUUCGGUGGGAUUUUCACAAGGCACAGCUGUGGAACGACGAGAAAACCUCUUGGACCCAGAUGAAUUAAUCGGCACACAAUGUGAUCAAAAUGCGGAUCAAAGAAAAGUAUGCAUGAGCCCUGGGAAUUAGUAGUUGAAGUCUGGGGAUGAUGGUCUUAAAAUGGUGUGUCCACACAUUUUCCUCCCUCUCUUUUCCUCCCUGCACUCCAGGCUGCUGGGACCAAAAGUACAGCAUCCACGAGUGCCUACCUAAGAGAUCAAUGAUUUUUUUUUCUUUUAAAUGUACAUGUCUGUCGCCAUUUUGCUACAACCAAACCUGUCCCACCACCUGCAAACACGACUCUCUUCUCUUUCUAUUUACCAGUAUUCUGGCAUGAAAAACCUGUACAUCAGACAGACUUUUUAACAGACCUUAACAAAUAUUUGAUCCCUUUGAGAUGCUCCAUAAUUCAGUCCCCAUAUGAGAUCGUUCAAUUCAAACAAAAAUGGGGUAGAAUGGGUUGGAUAUCAAUAUGAGACCCCAAAGCUCAGAGCCAAGAGAGAUGUUGAGCUACAGUGAGCUAAAUUUGCCUCAAGAACUUCCAAUUACCAUGCAUGUAUUUGAGUUGUCUUAUUUUGAGUGAUGUAGUUAUUAUUUUUGAAUGCAUCACCGAGCAUUUGAGAUGCGGCAGAGGUAUGUCAAUGCUUCACUGAUAAAAAGUAUGUUUCAAGGUUUUUUUAAAAAAAGGAUAUCCCCUCCUCCUACAGGUCAAGUAAGUUGGACCUGUUCUCAUGAGGUCUAUAGGGUGGUGGGGAAGCCAUUUCACUGUGACUUCCAGCUACAUGGGUUCAUAAUAAGGCCAUCUUGAGGAGUUACAGGCAUGCGUAGGAUGCAGCCCUGGCAUGCCACCACUACACCCAAGCCAAAUCCUGCACAUAAUGGCAGAUGCUCAUGGUGACAGCCUCACACCACUCAGAGAGGGAAGAAUAAGCCUUCUAUGGUGAAUACUUUUUCCAUGCUGAAUGCAGAUUUUCAUUCCCUGUGAGCGUUUUCCCACUACCUGUGCUGGAGCCCACCACAGUGAGACUGUUCUUACAGAUGAAGAAUAAUUUUAUAAAAUGGCACGGUUUAGAAACUCUCACUCUCUCCUAGUUCAAUAAUCCCCAAGGCAUUCUGAGCCAAGCCCCCUUCCAUCUUGCCUCUGCUCAUUAUGGCUCAGUGUCAGCAUCUUCCAUCUGCCUCUUCCCCUUCUUCUGUCCUCUCUCAUGUUUUCACAAACUUACCAAGUCGCGAAUAUGGAGGAGGGGAAAGAGCAGGCUGCUUCUGUUUCUGCAGGCCAAGCUGUUCUUGCCAACUUGAACUCUAGGAUGUAUUAUUUGCUAUUCUUCCUGAUUCAUCAACCAGGAACAAUAACAACAAGUUUUAAAAACCUACAUGCAUCAGAAAUACACCAAGGGUUAUUUCAAAGAGUCUUCACUCUACAAUGCGUUUUAUCUAAAACCUCCAAAAAGAUUUGCAAAAAUCUCAGCCCCUUCAAUUUCUGAACAAAGAUGGGCAGGUUUCACAUGUCACUAGGCGAAAAUGAAAAUGUUUACUGUUCUUUUCAUUUCUUAUUUAAGGAGACUUCAGAACCAAGUGAUACCGGAAGAAAAUACCGAAACAAAAGGGACCACAUGAUAUGUAAAGUCAUGUGCCUGUGCAUUGCCUAUUCGUCAACUAUUGGCGGACUGACGACCAUCACUGGAACUUCAACCAACUUGAUCUUUGCUGAGCACUUUAACACGUAAGAAAAGAGACAAAACAAGUUCUUCUAAAUCUGAAACCUGUUUUUACUUCCUUCCUUUUAUAAAAGCACUUCAAACAACAACUGGGAAUAAUAAAAAACAGUUUAAAAGAUCAACACAUACAUAAAAGACAGAUGCCAACUGGGAUAAAGUUUUUAUAUCCCAGUCCAGCUCUGUCCCCCAAAUAUACUUAAGAGCCUACCCACGUGAUGGUAUUGUAGGUUAGUUGACCUUAUUACUGUUGGGUCACAUAAAUCUCUCAUAGAUUAGCUAAACAUCCAGGUGAGUCACAUGAUGAUGCUCUUGCAGUUUAGCUGCCAACAACACUCCACUAUAACUUCCACUUUACAAAUCAAUGAUAUUUUAACUGUGCAGUAAACAAAGAAGCAGAAGGCCAGAGAAUUUCUGAACCACAAUCACUAUCUAUCCAUCCAUGCUCUAUAAAGAAUUCCAAGCUUUGCAAUUCCAUUGUCUUUGUCCUUGAUGUCCCAAUGGUCAAUAUCUAUCCAGAAAUUUUAAGGCUCAUCGUUAUUUCAAUGGGAGACAUAAACACACACUUAAAUUCCUCCUGCUGUAAUCAAUGGAACUUAAAGUAUUCAACUUUUGCUGGACUAUGCACUGUUAUUUACAUUGUAGAUGUAGUAAACUGAAGCUGAGGGGAAGGGAAUUUAGACUCAAAGAUCCUUUUCCAACCGCCAUGAACUCAUAGGACAAUACGGCAUUCAAAUAGACACAAUAUUACAGCUGGAACACUUCACACAGGCCAGAAAUGCAGAAUGGGGAAAAAAGGAAAAUAAUGUCUAAAAACAUUAUUCUGCAGGUUUGCUCUACCUCCUUUUAACAAACUCAUUGAAAUCACCAAGGCUGUCUUAGAAAUGUUUUAUAAUUAUAAACAAUGGUGCCACAGUUUUGCCCCAAGAAACUUUUCUCACAGCUGAAGAUAUAUGAUGUUUAACUUCAUGCUAUUUCUGAGGCAACUGCAAUUUUUACACUUGAUACUAAUUGACAACAACCGCAGUAUCAAGGAUCAUUCUGUCAGUUUCACUCUGCGUCCCAAAUAUGUCUAAUCUGUUAAAGCGAUUUCUAGUUGCCUGGAAUAUUGUCUAUCUGCCACCUGUAAUUUGCUAAAAAUUGCAUCAUCCUAAACUGCAUUUUACACAGGAGAAUAUAUCAUAGUUACUUUAAAGCAAAUAAAAUAAAAGCAUACAUAUAAUCAAAUAAGCAAGAACACAUUAAAGCCUUCAAACUCCAUUACAAGCAAGGCAAGGGAAUAAUAACCAUACCAGAGGAAAACACAUCUCCAACUAAUUACCUAUGUGAUUCCACCCUGAACAACUAACAGUGGAGGCUUUCUUCUGAGGAAGCAUGCCUGGAAUUGCACUAAACUCUUUUUUGUUUAUAGAUGGGCAUUUUGUUACGAUCCCUGGUUUGAUUACAGCUCCAGGAUCAUUUUUGCACUGACAUGCAACACCAUUGUUUUUGUUGGAGAUCAUAAGAGCUGCUUUGCUGGAUCAGACCAAAGCCUAAUUCAGAGUGAAAGCCUGAUUUUUUCUUCUUCCUCGGAGUCUCCUGUGCAUGCCAUAGAAUCUUAGCAUUGUAGAGUUGGAAGUGACCAAAAGGGCCAUCUAGUCCAACUCCCUGAAUGACCGCUCCCCACAUUAAAUGGGGUGUGCCCUUUGUGCGGUCGUGCACAGCCCCCUGGACCCUGUGCAGCACCAUCAACACAGCCUUGGCUUCACCUUCCCCAGGUGGGAUACCUGGAGGUCUCCGCCUACCUCAGCCAGUUGCCCAAUCUCGCCUGGGGAGGCGUUGCCAAGGUGAUCAGGCCAGGUAGGGGGAGGGACCACCCUGCCCACACAAGCAGCAAUCUUUUGCCAAUUUGGGGCUCGAACCCACAAUCUUGAGAUUCCCCACCCCCAAGGGUUGGAGAAGAGAUGGGGUCAUCUCAGGGUCCAAAGUUACCUAACUGCACCACUACUCACCUCUCACUUUCAGGUGGUUGUGCAUUCUCUGAGUUGUAAUUAGAGAUGAGUGGAUCAGCCUAUUUCCAACUCCUGUCAGUUUCACAGAGUUUCAUUCAUGCCCUCCCACUUCAGCAUCAACGUCAGUUUCACAUGUUUUCAUUCAUAAGUUUAUGCCCUCCUGCUUCUGCUUCCAUCUCUAAUUCUUCUUAAAAAAAGAACCCUCCCCACAAAAUAUGCCUGUUUGUAUGCAUUUUAUUCCCUCUCCUUCCACAAAAUAGGCCUUCCCCAAAACAUGCAUUCUGAUCUAAAAUGUAUAUUUUUAUAUACACCAUGGUAACAUAUUUUUUGAGUUGAGCACCUUCUCGCAAAAUUCAGAGUUGCAUGAAAGCUGAAGAAUUACAGCAUUCUGAGCUGCAUAAUAGUCCUGGAGGUGUGAGUUCACUUAGAAAAUGUGGACUGAACCAAAUCCCCGAGUCUUCCUAGUUGCAGCCGGCUGCCCAUGGUAUCUUUCAGAAUCUAAUAAACCACUUGAGUGAAGUGAAAUGAAAUGUGCAAGGAAGGAGAAAGGGAGUCAUAGAAAGCAGCUGAAUUGGAGCCAGAUGAUGCAGCAACAUGUGAAAAGGGCUAUGGAAUGCAUACUCUCCAAUAUUUCUCUGAUGAAAAUAGGAGUGUCCUAUUCAAUAAUAAUAGUUGUUGUUGUUGUUUAGUCGUUUAGUUGUGUCUGACUCUUCGUGACCCCAUGGACCAGAGCACGCCAGGCACUCCUGUCUUCCACUGCCUCCCGCAGUUUAGUCAAACUCAUGUUAGUAGCUUUGAGAACGCUGUCCAACCAUCUUGUCCUCUGUCGUCCCCUUCUCCUUGUGCCCUUCAUCUUUCCCAACAUCAGGGUCUUUUCCAGGGAGUCUUCUCUUCUCAUGAGGUGGCCAAAGUAUUGGAGCCUCAGCUUCAGGAUCUGUCCUUCCAGUGAGCACUCAGGGCAGAUUUGCUUAAGAAUGGAUAGGUUUGAUCUUCUUGCAGUCCGUGGGACUCUCAAGAGUCUCCUCCAUCACCAUAAUUCAAAAGCAUCAAUUCUUCGGCGAUCAGCCUUCUUUAUGGUCCACCUCUCACUUUAAUAAUAAUAAUAAUAAUAAUAAUAAUAAUAAUAAUAAUAUAAUAUAAUAAUACUAAUACUAAUACUAAUACUAAUAGUAAUAAUAACCCGCCCAUCUGACUGGGUUGCCCCAGGCACUUUGGGCAGCUUCCAACAUAUAUAAAAACACAACAAAACAUUAAACAUUAAAAAAAACUUCCCUACAAAGGGCUGCCUACAGAUGUAUUCUAAAGGUUGUAUAGUUACUUAUCCCCUUGGCUCGAGGUUCCACAACUCCAUACCCUCCAACAUUUCUCUGAUGAAAAUAGGGAUGUCCAGUGCUUUUUUUAUUUUUAAAAAAUGUUUAGGGGUACUCUCAUUUUCCUAUUCAUAUUGAAAUUCUGCCCCUCAAUGAGGCCAAACUUAGAUUCACAAAAUGUUUAGGGGUAUGCGUACCCCUGCUUCCCCCCAGGGGAAAAAAAAGCACUGGGGAUGUCCUAAGGAAAAGGGGACAUUCUGGGAUCAAAUCAGAAACUGGGACAGCUUCUGUAAAGUCCCUUCCAGGGACUGCCCCUGGAAAGAAAGGGGGACACUUGGUGGGAAUGUGAAUGCCCUCCCCUCACAGAUUCAUCUAGAACUGACCUUGCAGGGCUUUGGGUGCCAAAGCACACAUUGAUCCAAGCCUUUGACCAAACUGGAUGUGGAUUUGGGUAGCCUUCCCGCUCUGGCUUGUACUGUUGUUCAUUGUGAUGAUGAGUGUACUGCUUUGUUGGUUUUAUGUACCAGGAUUUUAUUGUGCAUUAUAUGUUCCUGUUUUAUCCUGUGCCCUGCUCUGAGAUUAUUUUUUAAUGAAGAGUGAGCUAAAAAUCCCCUAAAUAAAUAAAGGGAGAGACAUAAAACAUAAACACAAGCCAAUCAACAGAGGGAACAUGACAGAGCCCAGAGUAAAGAACUAUCAAAAGGCAAAAGGCAUUCAUAUCGUCAGCUUUUCGUGUUACAGCUGCUCCUCUAGGCUCCAUUUGGUUAUGAUUCAGAGUCACUCUCCAUGGUGGUUUUGUGUGUUAAUCUAACAUAAUAUACAAAACCUUAAGAAUGAUCUUAAGACAAUGAAAGCCCUGUUGCAGAGCAACAAUCUUAUCCCCAGGUCUGUCCUGAUAAGCUUGGUCAAGGUCAGUACUGCAGGUAUAAAUCACUUAAAUUCAAACAUUUAUUAAUGCAGAUUGCAUGGCAACAGCCAUGAGGAAGAAGGUGGAGAUAGGAGGGAGCUGUUAAAACAGGUUGUGCAGUCUUGUUUUUGUAGGAUCCUAUCAGUGUGAUAAGGGACGCGGGUGGCGCUGUGGUCUAAACCACAGAGCCUAGGGCUUGCUGAUCAGAAGGUCGGCAGUUCAAAUCCCCGCGAUGGGGUGAGCUCCCAUUGUUCUGUCCCUGCUCCUGCCAACCUAGCAGUUUGAAAGCACGUCAAAGUGCAAGUAGAUAAAUAGGUACCGCUCUGGCGGAAAGGUAAACGGUGUUUCCAUGAGCUGGUUCGCCAGAAGCGGCUUAGUCAUGCUGGCCACAUGACCCAGAAGCUCUCUGUGGACAAACGCCGGCUCCCUCGGCCUAUAGAAUGAGAUGAGCGCCGCAACCCCAGAGUCAUCCGCAACUGGACCUAAUGGUCAGGGGUCCCUUUACCUUUACUAUCAGUGUGAUAGUCCAAAUCUCUAAGGUCAAACAGAUCAUCUCCAAAGUGUGUUUUUCUUGGGCAAAGAGGCUGCCUGAACAAUCCUAGUUUGGCUAUUAUAGUUACAUAAGCUUACGCUGCAAACCAUCUUCAUCGCUGGGUAGCACAGCCUCUGUAUUUUCAAGUACACAGGGCCAAUGAACCUCCUGAUUUUGGGCUGGUGCAUUCAUCCCCACAACAUGUUGUGCCUUCGUUUUUCACACCGUGAUGAAUAUUUUCUCCAAAUGCUGACACCUUUACUGUACCCUAAAGGACUUUAGUUUUUGCUAGAUCGGGAGGACACCGUAAAUCUCUGAUCCCACACUGCGAAAGCACAUUUCAGAGGAAAUGUCAAGCAGUAGGAGUGUUGGCUUGAAGUCACAUCGGAGUAGCUUUACCAUUUCAAACAUGAAACGGUGAGCAAUGAGAAAGGAAAGCAAAUUAUUUCCCCACCCCCAUACCCAAGGAGAUGUUACUUGCUCUGGCCACCUAUGCAUUCACACAGUAAGGUUGGGCAUGAUCAAUGGGCCCUUGUUACCAGGCCAACUAACGACAGUGAAAUGGGUUUUUGUUUCAUUGAAGGUGGAAAUAGUAUUAGCACAGGCCAGACUUUUUCUGUUGCAGCCAAUUCUCACAGCCCAUUGCAUGGAAGGUGCAGCCUGACGGUGGAUGCUUUCAAGUUCACCUUGGUAUGCUGGGUGAUUUUGGCAUUCCGGAUGACAUUACUUUUGCUAUCUGCCCUGGGAGAAUCACACACAGAUUCUCCAAAGGAGCAGGGUCCCAUCAAAGAAAUUGCCUUGCCUAUUUUGCAGCUCUUAAGUCAAGUCUGACACCUUUGUCCCAGAGAGAGCUUAAUAAAAUCAAACAAAGCUCUUGUCUUAAUGAAACCUUUCCUCAUUAUAGAAACUCUUUAUGUUUGUUAAGCUGUGCAUCUGUAUCUGACUUUGACAUGUGGCGAGUUCAGGCUAUUGCUAUGCAGAGAGGGUUCUGUCACUCAAGGGAACUUGCAAUGUGUAGCUUGUGUCAAGGUCCUUGUUUAUACAUCCCUGCCUCAGGAGGUUACACUGCAGAUGUUGAGAGAACUGUAGAAGACAGUCAGCAACAUAUUUUCUACUUUGAGCCCCAGCCACACUAUAAAUUUAAAGCACUUUUAUACCACAUGGUUGGCCCCCAAUCAUCCUGGGGACAGUAGUUAAGGGAGCUGAGAGUUGUUAGAUGACCCCUAUUCCCCCUCACAGAGCUAUCUAAUAAUAAUAAUAAUACUAAUAAUAACUUUAUUAUUUGUACCCUGCCCAUAUGACUGGGUUGCCCCAAUCACUCUGGGCGGCUUCCAACAUAUAUAAAAACAUAACAAAAUAUUACACAUUUGAAAGCUUCCCUAUACAGGGCUGCCUUUAGAGUUCUUCUAAAGGUUAUAUAGCUACUCAUCUCCUUGACAUCUGAUGGGAGGGUGUUCCACAAGGUGGGUGCUGCUACCUCUGAAGUUCAAACCGUGGUUUAUGGAUUACUUAAUUAACAAUUACUUAAUUAUUAAGUGGUUUGUUCUGUUACAUAGAUAAGGUGGAGGGAAGGCCUUUUGUAAAAUGCUGUAAAAUUAAAUCCCAUCAGUUGAACAUUAUACUGCUCAAUUAACUGAGCUCAAUCAAUUAUGUACAUGGAGCUGGAAUGAAACCCAUUGAAGUGCUUCAUGGUCCUAUCUAUCAUGGUACAUUCAGCAUUCAUUGGGUAGUUUCUGAUGACUAAAGCUAAUUCCCUUAGCCAGGGUGGAUCAGGAAUUCGUUUCAUCGUCUGGACUGACUGAUGUCUAAAAGAGCUAUGUGAGGGCUUUGUGACAGAGUCUUACCCAAUUAUUUUGGGGUAUAGCGGUUGUGAUAUGAUGGAUCGCUUCAUGCUCCCUAGUUGAUUUGAAUCCCACCACUUGGUGGCUGCAGAAGUCAGUGCAAGGGGAUGCAAUCCUAGUUGGUUGGUAGCAAACAAGAGCUCUAGACCAGCAGUAUGGUGACAUAAAGAGAGUAAACAUCUCUUCAGUCUCUCAGUUCAGCCUCCGUAAAGCUGAAGUUCCUCACACAAUAAAAAGCUUAGACCAUAUUACAAAGAGUGUGGUACUCAAUAAAUAAAUACUAAAUAAAUUAGCAGAGUAUUGGAAUACUGAAUAUCUUGUUUAGUUUCAAUUAAACAACACAGUAAAUUGGCAGUUUUCUCCUUAGCUUCAGAGUUCAUUACUGUUAAAGAACAAUACUCUUCAGAACCUGGUGGAAACUCCAUUGUGACCCCAAUACAAUACAAUACAAUACAAUCAACUACCAGUAUAUUUGCAAUAUAAUAUUUGAUAAUUGUAAUCCUAUUUUAUCAUGUAACUUUGCUCAUAUGAUGGAACAAAAGAAAAUUAUAAGCCCUAUUUGAGCAUUCACUUCCUUUAUGUGAUCAUAAUUACGUAGCAAAGAGGAGAGGAAAACUGGCAAGUCCAGCCCUUCACUGGUGCCUCACAUUCCCCAACUGUACAAGCCAUUUACAAGUUGAAGGACAGACUUAUGGAGUAGGGGGCCUCCUGUACUCAUGCAAAUUUCAUGAUUGAGAACCUCAUCCGAAUCCUAUCAUGUAGCCUUUGUCCAUCUGGCUGUGGCAGAUGGGGAAUUGUAGUACAAAACCUCUGGAGAACACCAGGUUGAUGAAGGCUGAGGCAGCAUAUUAUGAAUAGCUCUCGGGGAACAUUUUGACAUGAUUUCAAAACCUUCCAAAAGAUGGAGGAGACCACCAGCUCCCUCUCUUAAAAAGAUAAGUGAGACCAAAAAAAAGGGGGGGGGAGCCAUAGGAAGUCAAGCAGUGAGAUCAGGAACUCAGUGACACAGGGCCAGUGAGUUCACACUAUUGUUGUUAAAUGUGCAAUAAUGCCAUUGUCAUUCAAAUCUACAUUUGAGGUGAAGUCAUAUUCCAUCUUCAUUUCCUGAUAGAGCUGGUUUUCAUAUCUAAAACUGGACAGGGUGUAAGUGUAUCAAUACUUCAGCCCAUCCCGGGGAUCCUGUCUUAACUGGUAUCUUGCUUUUCAUAUGCAAUAGAGAUGUCUUAACCUCAGUUUCUUUCUCAUUUCCCCCCCAGGAGGUACCCAGAUUGCCAGUGCAUCAAUUUUGGAACCUGGUUUAUUCUUUGCAUCCCCAUCACUCUUAUUAUAUUGGUCCUUUCCUGGGUUUGGCUCCUGUGGCUUUUCUUGGGUUUCAAGUAAGUAUAAAUGCCCAGUGCAAUCCAUGUGGUGACAGUUGAGGUAGGGAGAAUAGUAUAGUGUAGACAAUCAUUUCGUAUUUUAGAAUGAGAAUGGGUGGUUUCAUUCAUGAAAAUUCACCAGCAAUUACUAGAGGCACACUUUCACUCAUGAAGGCCAAAAGUAGCCUAUGUGGUUGUGAACUUCAGAUGUUGUGAACUACGACCCCCAUCUUUCUGAUCAUUGACCAUGCUAGCUGGGGCUGAUAGAAGUUGGAGUCUGCAACAUCUGGAUGGCAUUACAUUGGCUACAUUUGGCUGUGACCCUCCAAUAUGGCCAAUUAUGGGAACUGGAGUCCAACAACUUUUGGAGGACACAGGUUCCUCAUCCCUGUGGUAUAGAAAUAGGCAUGCAUUUUGGAAACUCAAAACCAACCCGGUCCAAGAUAAUAUUUGCAUGUGGACUGAUAGUGGUCAUAAUUCAGGACCUCUGCAUAUGCAACCCACACUCAUAGGGUGAAACCAAUAUUUGUUCCGACACACCUUCGGGUGGAAAAGUCCAAUUGUACAGCUGCUACAGUGAACAAUCUUCUCAAUGCUCUGGGUUGAUAAGGUUUAUCCCUCAAGUAAAGGGAUAAAGAUAGAGGCAGCUUGGACCCCAAAGAGGAAUUAUAAUUCCAGAUACCAUUCCCCAAAAAGAUGUGGUAAUGGAACCAUGGUUUGCUCACAAUUCAGCCUUAUGCUGAAGUAGGCCAAACAUUUAUAUACUGCUUGAUUGUAAUUAAGCAUCAAUAAGUCACAACAAAUGAUUUAUAAUACGUGACAUUCAUCCUAACAGCUGGAAGUUGCAUGACUGCUUUUGUUUAAUAAAUAGCAGAUAGGGAAAGAAUUGGUAUCUGAAUGAGGAACAUAUUAGAAUAUAGGUUUAAAUCCCCUGCCCAUCACACCACAGUCCUGAUUUGACCACCUCACCCCCCCAACCCACAGCUACUAUUUACUAAACAAACAAACAAACAAACAAAACCAUGUAACUGAGAGUUGCACAGUUAAUAUCACAUCAGAUUUGACCUUCAGCAUAACAUUGCUUUCCCUUUUCACAUACAAAUGUCACUAGGUGGUAUAAUCCCCCCCCCCCCCAAGAAUAGAGAGCAUAUUUUCCAAGAUUUUCAGAGGGAUUUUGCUUUUGAGGUAUUCAACAUGGUGUCCACUAUCAUUCCUAUCAUCCCUGUUCAUUGGUCAUUUUGGCUGAGGGUAAUGGGAGCUAGCUACUCUAGUUUAUACAAAGGAAGCCCGCCUGACUUCAUGCCAUUUACUGUCUCUGCUAUAAAGUAUGUGACCAAAACACCAAAUUUGCCAAUACAUUACAAUACACAUACCAUACAUGAUACUAUAGUUUGACAUAAAGCAUUAUGUUUCUGAAUUACAAGGCAUUGGUUAUUUCUGUUCCAAGGACUGUGGCUUGGGUCCAGAGAGAUGUGUAACCAGUUCCUCCUGCCAAAAAGGAGCUUUGAACUGCAUUUUCAAAACAGAUCCCCACAUAGCAAGCCUCUUUUGAAACAAAACAGAAUCUCCAAAGCAAUUUGUGAUACAAAAUGGAGGGGAGUCGCCUCCUGGUCAAAGGAAGGAAGCCAAAAAAAAUCCCACUGAGCUCAGGCCUUUGGAUCCAAGCCACAGGAAGAGAAACCCAUACUUUAAAUGUAAAAACCCCUUUACUGGUUAUUCUUAUUUCCAUUUUAGUUUCAAAGAAAUGUUCAAGUGUGGCAAGGAAAAGUCGCCCAGGGAACAAGCCUCCGCACAGGUGAUUAAAGAGGAAUACAAUAAACUUGGACCGAUGAGGUAAGACAGACGGCUGAACCACAGGCACAAUGUUACAAUGAUGUCAAAGCAAACAUACUGAAAGGGCAAUGUUGACACUCGCUGUUCUUCUGUUGCAGCUACCCAGAAAUCAUCACCCUUGUCCUCUUCAUUCUAAUGGCCCUGUUAUGGUUCACUAGAGACCCUGGAUUCAUCUCCGGCUGGGCUUCAUUAUUUUCAGCGUAAGUUUAUAAGUAUCAUUGUCCAGUUUUGAGGUGCUGGCAUUAUCUCUUGCUUUGAAACGAAUCCACGUUGAUGACAAUGAAGAUUUGUUUAGCUAUUUUACUGGAUGUGCUGACAAUAUCUGCCUCUUGAGCCAAGGAGAUAAGGAACUAUACAACCUUUAGAAGACAUCUGAAGGCAGCCUUGUAUAGGGAAGGGUUUUUUUAGAUGAUGAUGAUGAUGAUGAUGAUGAUAAUAAUAAUAAUAAUAAUAACAACAACAACAACAACAACAAUAACAAUAAUAAAUUUAUACCCCACCCAUCUGGAUGGCUUCCAACAGAAUAUUAAAAACACUCUAAAACAUCAAACAUUAAAAACUUCCCUAAAUAGAGCGGCCUUCAGGUGUCUUCUAAAAGUCAGAUAGUUGUUUAUUUCCUUGACAUCUGAUGGGAGGGCAGAUGCCACCACCAAGAAGGCCCUCUGCCUGGUUCCCUGUAACCUCACUUCUCACAGUGAGGGAACCGCCAGAAGGCCCUCAGAGCUGGACCUCAGUGUCCGGGCAGAACGAUGUGGGUGGAGAUGCUCCUUCAGGUUAAAAUGCUUUAUUAUAUUUUCAUAUAUUUUGGAAGCCGCCCCAGAGUGGCUGGGGCAACCCAGUCAGUUGGGUAUAAAUAAUAAAGUUGUGGUGGAAAAGGACACCCUAUUUUCAUCGAAUAAAUGUUGGAGGGUAUUCAAUGCACCGAAACAGCACUGCAACAAAAAUGGCCAGGGCCAGAAUUGGGGGGGGGGGCUAUCCCAUAUUCUCUCUUGUACACACACACAUUUAUACAGCAUGCACACAUACAGCCUCCCCAGAGUAACAGAGUAGGAAGAGCUGCAAAAUUGCAGAGCAGUGAGGAAUUUGCGGCAGGCCCGAAUUAGACAUUGGCUACUCCACGUUCCACACAUGCAUGUAUAUGCUCACAUACACAUAUAGCACACAGCACAAACACCACACAGAGGUAUCACCCACAAAGAAAAAAACCCCUAGUGGGCCUUUUUAGGCCACCCAGCACCACAAUCAGUAAUAGUGUUAAGUUGUGGGUGAACAUAUCAGACGACACAGUGAUUCUUCAAACAGCUCUUGUUUAUUCACAGGCCAGAACAGAACUGAACUGAAGGGUUCAGCCAGCCUGCUUAUAUAGAGCUCCACUAGAACGCAACAGUAACCAUUUUCUGUAGCUAUCCAAUCACUGAACGUCACUUUCAAUCGCUUAUUUGCAUAUGUGGACCUGAGUGAAAACUAUCUACAGUAUCCCCCUGCUGGCCCAGCGUGAGAACUUCAGUACAUAACAAAUAGUGCCUACCAUUUUUACCUAAGUCAGCCACAGCCAUGGUGGUUAUAUCUGAUAGCUAUUUCAGUCUAUGCCAUCCCCACUCAGCCUCACAACUAGUGCACGCUUCUCAUGGGGACAGAUUUUUAUUUAUCCAUAAUGAACCCGAAGCACCAUUAUAUUUCAUUUUUGAAAACCCAAGAAGCCAUACCUCAUAUAAUGAACAGCGAUGUGUGCCUAAGGCUCCACUCUGUACGUGGAAAUCAGUUCUACUUCAAGUUAAACCUAUUCAGGGUUGGAGCAUAAAUCACACCUUCAAAUAUCCCCAGUUCUUGUCUCCUUGUAAUGUUUGCUUGGGUAGCACACAUAACUUCUUCAGUUGUUUCAAAUACCUGCUGUUUAGAUAUUACAGUUAUUGGGCAGGACUGUUUUUGAGUGCUUCUGUGAGGAAGUUGCAGUACCAAAUUUAUCAUUACUAUAUAUGUAAUUUGACUGUACAGUGGUACGUCGGGUUAAGAACUUAAUUCAUUUUUGAGGUCUGUUCUUAACCUGAAACUGUUCUUAACUUGAGGUACCACUUUAGUCUAAUGGGGGCCUCCCGCUGCCGCUGUGCCGCCGCUGCACGAUUUCUGUUCUCAUCCUGAAGCAAAGUUCUUAACCCAAGGUAAUAUUUCUGGGUUAGCGGAGUCUGUAACCUGAAGCGUCUGUAACCUGAAGCGUAUGUAACCCGAGGUACCACUGUAUUUCUUGCACUUACUGAGGACUCAGCUACGUUAGUCAAAAAACAGUGUUUUGAAUGAGUUGCAAACAUGCAACACCAGAUGGCGCUGCGCAGCACAAAACUUUUCUGUGCGAUUUUACAUAGCAUUUUUUACCUUUUGUUAUAACGAUUUAACGAUUUAAUUUAUGACUUACAGUAUUUAUAGCUGGUCCCCCCCCCCCAUGGGUAGAUUCACCCUGAGUUGGCAGACACUACAGUGCUCAAACAUAUUUGCUGUUCUGCAACUAUGGCCUGAAAAAGUUUUAACCUUUGAAUAAGAGGGGAAGGCUUCAACAGUUUCCCCUUUUCUGCUCCUUCAUGGCUGAAACUUUUCUCAGCUGAGUCAAAUGACUGGAUGGAGAAAUUGGCUGAGGCAGGAUAUAGCACUUUGCCUAAGAGGUGACAGAGAAAUACCUCCAAUUGUUCUUCUCCAGCUGGGCAUUUUGAUAUUUGCUAUAUUGUCGGUCAGGGCAGACGCCAAUGAAUAGCUCCAUUACCUCAAGAACUUCUGUCUGCACAAUAGAACUUCCCCUCAUUCUUCUUUCCCCAUAUACCUCUCCCAUGCCCCCUAAAUACGUUCUGGGUUUCCCCCCAACCUUCCGCAGCAGUUCUGGGCAGGGGGCACAAGGAGAGAGGAGAGGGACGGGCAAACAGAAAUUAAUGUAUUUUAUGGCUUGUUUCUUGGGAGCAUAGAAGAUUGUCUCUGUUUGUUGCCGUUUAUUGCUACGCAUUCUCUCACUGGGCAAACCCAUCUUCUCUUCAGUUUGCAAUUGCUGAUUCUCAGGCCUAACAGAAUGGAUUUCAGCACCUGUUGCCAUCUUAUUUCUAAGUAUCAGUGAAUUAUUUAGGGACCAUAAAAAACCCCACACAGACUGGUGCAUUGCAAUUAUUUCAUCUUCUAUCUUCAUUUCUGCUAAGUAAGAGCAAAGCAGUAUGGGAGGUGUACGAUCCUCACCUCUUAUAAAGCAGAGCCUUUAGAGAGAAGUCCUAGUGAUUUAUUCUGAGAUCGAAGAAGUCACUGACUUGGUCAUCUCACAUAACAUUUGUAGCCUACUAUGGAUGCGAAAAGCUCUCAUGGUAAAUGGGCUUUAACAAAACAGAUGCUUCCAAUAUGAAAAAGCAGAUAUUUAUUAUUGCAAUCUGUCCAUUUUACCGUAAUACACACACACACACACACGAUCCUUUUGACUCUCCGCCAAUGUUUUCCCCAAGUCCGUUUUCAUUUGGGACUAAUUGUAAGCAUGUAUCAUUCUACUUUAAAAUAAACCAUUUUUAUAGCAUAAUAUAUCCAGCCUAACCUGAUAAAAUCAGAAGCACUUAAUUAUAAUGCUAGGGCAUAGUCUGAAGUCCGGUCCUGGGCAGUGUUUGAGUCGGUAUUCACCCAGAAAGCACAUGUUUUCAGCCUUGAGAUCCAUUAUAGAUGGGGAAUAAAUGCAAAAGAAUAAAUAAAUGAUGUCAAGAUAUAACAAAUGGACAUUUCCUUUCUUUUUCUUUUUUGCUGUCUAGAUUUUGUUUGCAUCCAUAUGCCCGUGGUUACACUUAACAUUUUUAAUUUUCCUCAAAAUAUCUAAAUGAGCUUUUCAUUUUUGAAGGUUUUAUUAGCCUCACUGUGUAGAUGCCCUUUAUAUUUUGUCUGCAAGCUAAAGUUUCACGUGGAAAUGGAAAGUUCAUUCAAGUGUUUGGCACGUUUCCCUAUAUUAUUAAAUCUGAUUAAGAACAUCACACACAAACAUAUCGUUUGCUGAUUUCAUUUUUAAACAUUAUUUACAUUUACUCCUGUAAAGUGUAGAGUUACCAUAGCAACACUUGAGAUGGUAAGAACCUGAACAGAAUAGUUCACGUGAGGCUUGCCACGACUCCUGUUUCUUGUGGACAUUUCAGAUUAACUCAUUAACCACAAAUGCUUCGGAUAACUUUAUGUCACUGCAAUAGACGCAAGAUAAUAUCGCCAAGGCAACUAUCUGUAAACAAACAAUAAACGCCCAUAAGAUGGCAAAAGUUAAUUUGUUUCCAAAAUAAGUUUUAUCUUAAAUAAUUGCAAAUGCAGUAAAUAAAGAGCCCGCUGGUAAUAUAUCAGUGGUUCGGUGUUCGUUUUUCUCUCUUUCCAAAAUAGAUUUUACCUUAAAUAAUUGCAAAUGCAGUAAUAAAGAGUCCACUUGUGAUGUAUCAGUUGUUCAGUGUUCGGACGUCGCUCAAGUAAUCAGAAGUUUCGUCCCCAAAAGUCUUAGUCAUCAAGCUUCGUAGUAAAUAAUAUACAGUGGUACCUCAGGUUAAGAACUUAAUUUGUUCUGGAGAUCCGUUCUUAACCUGAAACUGUUCUUAACCUGAGGUACCACUUUAGCUAAUGGGGCCUCCCGCUACCUGCGCGCAGCCACCGGGCGAUUUCUGUUUUUAUCCUGAAGCAAAGUUCUUAACCCGAGGUACUAUUUCUGGGUUAGCAGAGUCUGUAACCUGAAGCAUCUAUAACCUGAAGCAUCUGCAACCGGAGGUACCACUGUACAACAGAAGACAUUAUAUAAACGGCUUAAAGCAGGGGUGUAUCUCUCCCCAUCAGCAUGUUUCCAUCGGGAGCAACAUAGAAAGAGGAUGAUGUCCUUCAGUUUGUUAACCCUCUUGAAGGUUGCAUUUCAUCGCUUCUGUGUCCUGUUGAGCCUCAGAAAUGGAAAGGAGGAGAUUUUUGACCUCAAGCCAGUGUCAACUACAGCUAUAUUAUGGGAUGCGGGUGGCACUGUGGUCUAAACCACUGAGCCUCUUGGGCUUGCCAAUCAGGGUGAACUCCCGUUGCUCUGUCCCAGCUCCUGCCAACCUAGCAGUUCGAAAGCAUGCCUGUGCAAGUAGAUAAAUAGGUACCGCUGCGGCAGGAAGGUAAACAGCAUUUCCGUGCACUCAGGUUUCCAUCACGAUGUCCCGUUGCACCAGAAGUGGUUUAGUCAUGCUGGCCGCAUGACCCGGAAAGCUGCCUGUGGACAAACACUGGCUCCCUCAGCCUGAAAGCGAGAUGAGCGCCACAACUCCAUAGUCGCCUUUGACUGGACUUAACUGUCCAGGGGUCCUUUACCUUUUACCUUUACAGCUAUAUUACCUGCACAGGUGUUGAGUUCUUCUGGAGAGGUUAUUCUGUCUGGCCCACCCAAUCUGAUCUCAAGGAACACCCUUCUCAGUAACGCUACUCAGAUGGAAUUCCCUACCAAGGAAGGCUCAUGGUGACCUUUCACCCAUAGGCGACCCCUCAUUUAUUUAUUUAUUUAAAUAAACCUCUGGCCACUGAGGUGACUUGCUUUUCUCAGCUGCUCUGUGCUUUGGUCUCAUUUCUUUUGCUUUUAUUGUCUAUUAAUUGCCUGCCUUUUUUUCAGAAUAAAACCUGCUAUUAUUUAUUUUUAUAUGGUUUUAUUGUGCUAUUGCUGGGUUAUUUAUUGUUAGUCAAAUUGAGCAUUAUUUGUAAAUGUGGAAAACAAAAAUAAAUAGAUUAAGCAUACUUUGGUUGAAUUUAAACUACGGUCAUGGUUAAUUCAUGCUCUGUUCAUCAUUGCUAUUUUAAAAUAUAAUUGCAAAUUGGCAUAUCAUUUGAAAUUAAUGUUUGUAUAGUUAUUUUUAAAGGGAAGCUUUAAUCUGCCUUUCUGCUGGAUCAGUGCCACCCUACUAGACCAUGGCUUAGAGAGUCACAGUGCAGUUCAUCAGCUCACACUGCCAAUGGCAAGGAAUUAUGGGGAAACAUGCCCCACAAUAUCUGCAGGGCCAGAUGUUUCCCAUCCCUGCCAAAUAGAAAUUUAAUGUGUUUACCGUCACCUCAAAAUAUCUUUCCAAACACUGGUAAUGUCUGAUAUUAUUGCUAAAGAAUCAGAAUUUUCUAGUGUGAUAUUUGUGGACCAACUGAAACAUUGGCUCUUUCCCCAGAUACCCAGGAUUUGCUACCGAUUCAACAGCUGCCUUAAUGAUUGGCCUCCUCUUCUUCAUCAUUCCAGCAAAAACAUUGUCUAGAACUUCAAAUGGAGAAAACAGUUGAGUAUACAUCCAUGACUUUUUACUCCUUAGCACAGGUAUAAAGGCUCGUCCACACUCCUUCUCAUCCUGUGCCUAGAAAGCAUGGGUACGAGCAAUUCCCCUCUGGCCUCUCUCCCUUUCCCAGGGAAAAACCUGCUCUUUAGCGAUAAAUUGGAACAAACUGAAAACCCGAAUUGCCAUUUGCUCCAACUGAACACUAAAGAGCAGUUUUCCCUGGGGGGAAGUAGCGAGACAAGAGGAAGUGUGGAUAUAAACCCUAAGUUAAUAUUGUAACUGAGAGCUAAUUAUAACAUGGCGAUAUUUUGAGCUUCUCUUCAAAGUCAUCCAGACUUCUGCUGUUGGGUGGAUGGACUUGAAUCAUAGAACUGUAGAAUUGGAGGGACCCUGAGGGUCAUCUAGUUCAACUCUCUGCAAUGCAGGAAUUUCAGUGGAAGCAUCCAUGACAGGUGGCCACCCAACCUCUUCUUAAAAACCUCCAAGGAAGGAGAGUCCACCACCUCUUAUGGGAGUCAGUUCCACUCUUGAACAGCUCUUACUGUCAGAAAGUUCUUCCCAAUGUUUAGUUCUUGUAACUUGAAGCCAUUGGUUCAAGUCCUACUUUCCAGAGCAGGAGAAAAGAAUUAGCUUCCAGAAAACAAUUACAGGCAGAAUCCCGAUGCAUCCCAAGCUCUGCGUACAUUGCAGAGCAGAUGUGGAGCUCUCAUAAUCACGUAAAAGGUAAAGGGACCCCUGACCGUUAGGUCUAGUCGCGGACGACUCUGGGGUUGUGGCACUCAUCUCGCUUUACUGGCCAAGGGAGCCGGCGUACAGCUUCCGGGUCAUGUGGCCAGCAUGACUAAGCCGCUUCUGGUGAACCAGAGCAGUGCACGGAAAUGCCGUUUACCUUCCCGCCAGAGCAGUACCUAUUUAUCUACUUGCACUUGACGUGCUUUCGAACUGCUAGGUUGGCAGGAGCAGGGACCGAGCAACGGGAGCUCACCCCAUCAUGGGGAUUCGAACCGCCGACCUUCUGAUCAGCACGCCCAAGAGGCUCAGUGGUUUAGACCACAGCGCCACCUGCAUCCCAUAAUAUAGCUGUAGUUGACACUGGCUUGAGGUCAAAAACCUCCUCUUUUCCAUAUCUGUGGUUUAGACCACAGCACCACCCGCGUCCCAUUUUCUAAUAAGAGAGUUCCAUUUUCUAACAAGAGAGUUCUUCAUUCAUUUUCCAUGAUGGUUACCAAUUCCAACACAGGAAGAGCCUGCUGGAUCAGGCCAAUGGCCCAGCUGCUCCAUCAUCCUGUUCUCACAGUGGCUGACCAGAUGCCUAUGGGAAGCCCAAAUACAGCACUCUUCCCAUAUGAACCAGCUCCUGCAAUGCAAAGGCAUGAGAAAGUCAGAUGACUCAGAAUAGCUCUGUGUGAAACAGUAGUAGAAAUAUAAUGCAAUGGGCUUUCCCUCCUCAGAUCUUUACAGACAUUCUUUUUUUUUUAUUAUUCCCCUCCUCUAGUUGUUUUUGAUUACACUCCACUGAUAACUUGGAAAGAAUUUCAAGCCUGCAUGCCCUGGGAAAUUGCCAUCCUCGUUGGUGGAGGGUUUGCGCUGGCAGAUGGCUGCGAGGUAAUACAGAUUUUUGCAACAUAUCAAUAAUAAUAACAACAAUAUUCUUAAGCUGUAGCUGGUUUGCAAGAAAAUUGCAGAGGACGAGCUGAAAAGUUGUCCGGUGUUAUUCCACUAGUAAUAUUUAUCUUAUAAUGGAACAACAGUUAAGCGAGAAAUGGAAGGGAAUUGUUGUUCAAGAAGUUAGGGGGAAUUUGGAGGGUUAGUAACUUUGCUUGGUAAAAUGUUGCCUCUGAAAACGGUUUCGUUUUGACUGUUAUUAUCACCGUUGUCAUUAAAUAGAUUUCUAGUCCACCUUCUGGAGUGUGUUGCUGCUUGCUACAAAUCCAUAAAAUAAAGUAUUAGCACGUCAAGAUUUAAAACAGCUGUAAAAACAAUUGGCAGCAUUAAAAUAAAACUGUUCUUAAAUAUGACCAUAAAAUUACCCAGGUGCGGACCAGGAUUUAAGAAAAGAAAAAUUAUGCACAGAAGUGUGGUGUGCUAAGCCUUAUUCAAUAAAGUAAAGAAUAGUCUCAACUGCUUUGGGCAAACAGCUUUGGCUGUUUGUUGCUUAGAGGACCAUCUCCUAUACCGUGGGUGGCUAAGUUUCAACUUCUGGAUGUUGUUGGAUUCCAGCUCCCAACCAGCCCCAACUAGCCUGACUAAUGCUCAUGGAACUUGUAGUUCAGCAAGCAUCUGGAGGGUUUGUACCUUGGUCCUACAACAUGUCAUCUUCUCCUCAAGAUGAGUGCAUGUAGCGUGGACUUUGUUGUGGCCUCUUGCUUGGAUCAUGAGCACAGCACAAAGUUAGCUUCUUAAGCCAAGAUUAUGACAAGCUUCUUGCACAAACGUGUAGCCCCUCUGCUCCCAGUUCACUUCUCCCUUUUUGCAACCAACCAAAUAGGCCAUGAAGCCAUAGUCAACCAUAACUAUAAAUGGCAACUAUGGCUAAUAUGAUUUGUGCUUAUGAUGUUUUCAGGGUGGUUACACACUUUCAAUACCAUCUGCUCCUGCAAAAUGUUUUGGGGCAGUGACUGCUGCUUUUUUUUGCAGUAGUGCAUGUCCCAUAGUUUCCUUUUAAAAUCCAUUAACUUUUCUUCUUCUUUGGCAAUCACUCGUAGCUGAGUAAGAUUGUCUUCCAUGAAUGUGGUCUUAACAGUUUAUCCAUAAGUAACUGUGGAGGCCAAUUCUGGAUCCGCACAUCCUUCCACAGUGGGGACAUAGGUUUCUGGGCGGGACUUGAUCACAGUGAGGAUUUGUCCUCCAUUCCUUCCUCUUAGCUCAUUUCUCCCUUUUGUCCUGAAUUCGUGUUUCUUCAAAGUCCAUGACACCUUUGGUGAAGGCAGUUCUCCAGUUGGAGCGCUCACAGGCCCGUGUUUCCCAGUUGUCUGUGUUUAUACUACAUUUUUUGAGAUUAGCCUUGAUAGUGUAUUUAAACCUCAUUUGUUGUCCACCAGCAUUGUUUACCUGUAAUAAUAAUAAUAAUAAUAAUAAUUAUUAUUAUUAUUAUUAUUAUUAUUAUUAUUUUAUGAUAUAUACCCUGCCUAUCUGACUGGGUUGCCUCAGCCACCCUGGGCAGCUUCAAACACAUGUAAAAACAUAAUCAAACAUUAAAAACUUCCUGAUAGUUCUGUAGUGCAAGAGUGCCCAUCCAGAUGGAAAUAAUGUGGUAACAUUGGGAAAGCAUUGCAGAACUAAUAAAACAGACUCCACCAUUAAUGCACUAUUAUUCUGUCAAAGGCAUGUUACAGAAUACAUCUGCAAAAAACACACACACAAAAACAACAACACACACACAAAUACCAGUUUGGAGGGCCCUCUUUUGAACACCCGCCUCAACUCUUUUGUCAAUGGUUUGUGAAUUCAGACACAGCAGGAAACCAAAGUUGGCACAAACUCACCAGCUUCAGCCGGUAGUUUGAUAUCCUGUUUGGCAGCCCCUCACAAACCAACAAUAAGUUCAGACAUAAGACUAAAGCAUGGUUGACCAUGAAUGCAGCUUACUUAUACCCAUGGUUGUGCUACUCAGAAGCCAACCUCAAUUAGUUCAAUGGGAUUUACUCCAUACUAAAUGUGUAUAGGCUUUCACCCAUAGCCAUUUAUAUCAAGGGUAGUCAGAUGUUGUUGGGCUAUAACUCCCAUCUUCCAUGCCCAUUGGCCAUGUUGGCUGGGGCUGAUGGGAAUCCAACAACAGCUGGAUAGCAGUAUGUCAGCUAGCCCCAACUUACAUGGUGAAAAUGUGUUAUCUGCUAGAAGUUGAGCAUCUUGGCAUGCAUUUAAUAUGGAGGAAAACACAUUGAGGGGCCCUGGAAUCCUAUUAGAGUUCAGUUACUUACAGGUAUCGAUCCUGUGUAUUGAUAGGCUAACAGAUUCUGCAAAUGCCGUACUUGUGAAAAGAUAUGUAUGCAUUAAAUUACAUUGGCGGAUAACUGUGCUAACGUUCCUUUUCACAGGUCUCAAAACUCUCAGAGUGGAUAGGAAGUAAAUUAACUCCUUUGGGAUCGCUGCCCAUAUGGCUGACUAUCCUCAUUUCAUCCCUGAUUGUCACCACAAUAACUGAAGUAGCCAGCAAUCCUGCCACUAUCACAAUAUUUUUGCCUAUCCUAGCCCCACUGGUGAGUAACCCUUCCAAGAAACUGGUUUGGUUUGCCCAUUCACAAUUAAAGUGGUUAAAGAUAAGUAAAAAGAUGGAGUUUCCACCCUUUCAAAAUGUGCUCUGAUUGGGUGUCUGUGUGUUUGACUUAGUGAGCUGGGAAUAUCGAACCAGAGAGUAGUAGUUUAGUUAAUUCUAGAUUAAAGAGUAUGAUGUUGUGUAUAGGUGUUCUAUGGAAGCAAGGAAAUAAUAAUAAAAGAUGCAUAUUUCCUAUGGAUACCAAUGCAUCGAAUAUUAUGCAUCAGUAAUUAUGUCCCACUGCGUUCAAGGAAGCAUGCAUCCCAAUGCACAAACAGUGAUACUGCAUGGAUCUUUAUGUGUUCAGGGAUGCGGGUUUAUUUUCUGCGUGCCUGUAUUCACUUUGCCUCUAUAAAUCCAAUUUUAUUUUUAAAGACUUUAAAUCAUUGGAUCAUAGGAUCAUCGUGGCUAUUUUAGCUAUGGGCUCUUGUAAGGUGCUCUGCUCCUCAGCCUAGUAAAGUGGAGGAAUGCAUGUAUAUAUGUUCAGGGUCCUUUAAAUACUUCAGUUAACAUUAUGUGUUCAUGCAGGGAACCUGUGGACCUGCAGAUCCAACUCCUGACAUCCCCAGAAGCCAUGGCCAAUGGCCAGGGGCAAUGGUGGAUGUUGUAGUCUAGCAUCACCUGGUUCCCCGUGUCUGCUUUUGUGAUCGCAGCCUUUGGUUCUAGCAUGCAUUUUAAUUCUCACUGUCUCAGAUAUGUGCUUCUUUCCGUGAAGGUGAACCAUGACUUUCUGUUUCCUCCUCUAACAGGCUGAAGCCAUCCAUGUGAACCCCCUGUAUAUAUUGAUCCCCUCCACCCUCUGCACUUCGUUCGCGUUCCUUCUACCUGUAGCAAAUCCUCCCAAUGCCAUUGUAUUUGCAUAUGGUCACCUGAAAGUUAUCGACAUGGUAAGUCGAGGGCAAAUCACACACACCAUGCUGACUUCUUCUUUUGUAAUAAUAAGAGUAAUAAUAAUAGCAUCCUUUUCCAGCGUGCUCAGAACCCUUAUUAUACAUCAUCUCACUUAUUCUAGUGUCUUGCUUUCCACAGACACCAACCAGGUGGCUCUAGAAAGCCCAUGAGGAAGACCUAAAGACAAUAGUCCUUUCCUAUUGUUGCUGUCUGGAAACUAGUAUUCAGGUUCCGCAUCCAUCAUGACUUACAGCCACUCAUACACACAUUUAUUGUGAAUUUGUCUAAUGCUCUUUCAAAACCAUCUAGGAUGUUUAUUUACUUAACACAUACCACCUUUCCUCCAACCAACUCUAGGCAGAAUACGGUACAUGGUUCUCCCCAGUGGCUUGCGGUCAGUGGACUAGGCUAGUCCCCUAAAAGUUCCCGGUAAAUCAGAGUAGAGAAGGAGGUGCGAUGCUCCAAGGGGAUCCAAAAGCCCUCCUGCCACCUUCUCAAAGCCUGUCCAGCUUUGGGAAGGAGGUGCGAUGCUCACAUGCAACGUCUCCUCACCACCACCACAAUUGCACUUGCAAGCUGGCACCUCUGACCCUAACUGUUCCCCUACGAAAAAAUUCACUGCAUGCCACUGUUUCUUUCAUCCUCUUGUCACAACAGCCCUGUGAGGGAGGUUAGGCUGCGGUUUAGGCGGCCCAAGGUCACUCAGUAAAGCUGCAUGGUUGGGUACAAUUUAAACUCGUGUCUCUGUAAUACUAGUCCACCACUCUGAUCCAGGGGUGAGGGACCUUUUUGGCUCUGUGGGACAUCCUCUGUAUCACAUCCUUGCCUCAUGAGAGACCUAGUGGCUUGUCUAAAGCCGCUUGAUGGGUUCGUGACCACUCUGAGAUUUGAACCUGGAAUUUUCUAGUUUCCAGAUCGUAACUGUGGUGCAAAUUGUGAUUUUGCCAAAUUUCUUGAUCAAAUUGGGGCUUUCUGUUUCAAUUGGUAAAAAGAUUCUCUCCUUACCCUCCCCCUUUUCUUUUAGGUAAAAGCCGGUUUGGGUAUCAAUAUCAUCGGAGUUGCUGUUGUCAUGCUUGCUGUCAUGACAUGGGGGGUGCCCAUGUUUGAACUCAAUACAUAUCCUAGUUGGGCACCUGCUAUUGCUAACAGAACCGGACUUUAAGAAUGGAGUAGCAGCUUCUUUUUCUCGAUCCGCCUUCCCAUGCUGUGCUUCUUGUUUACUCUUCCCAAGGAUCGACACAUCUGCACUGAAGACGGUAAACCAAGACUCUUGCAGUCUCGAUACUGCAAUGGCAAGCGAGUCUGUGCAAGUGUCCGAUCAGUUUGGAUUUCACUCAUCAGGGUUGGGAAGUUUGCAACGGUGGUUAUGCACAUUCAUUAUGAAUGCUGAUUUGCCCCCGUUUUUAGGGUCACCAAAUAAUGUAGGUUUAUGACUAUAGGGGUGCUGGGAUAAGAGCGUGGUGGGUGGGUGGACAGAUAGCUGGAUCAAUAGAUUUUAAAAUGCUGGAAGGCCAUUAUUUAAAGCUUAUGGCCAAUGUGUCUUCCAGUCCCAACAUGUGCACUGAAGCAUUCUAUGCGUGCCUUAUAAGUCAGAGCUACAUGAUCACUUCACGUGGAGCAUGUUGUGCCAUACACUUGUUCCACGAAAUCCUACUUGCCCGGGGAUGAUUGCUGCUGGAAUCUGAUAGGAAGAUCUUUUCCAAGAUGAUCAAUGAAUGACUGAAAUUUCAGAUGAUCAUGCUGUGGGAAGAACUACCCAUAGGCCAGAGAAGAGGCAGCUUGCAUCUCUGCCUCCAUUCCACUCACGGAUGCUGGCUUAUGUGGGUUUGGGAAUCGCGUGUGUGCUCAUUGCAAUCUAUUUUAAACUUUUUAAACUCUUUUAAGCGACAAAGACCUAGGUGUGGUAACUAGCAUGUUCUGCACUGGAAGCUAGACACAGCACCCAGUCGUGGGCAUGAGAUGAUGAGAGAAACCAUCAUGAUCCAAUGGGAAGUUUAUAUAUUAUUAUUUUAAAACCAGAAGCGCUUACCACAUUGUAUUGAUUCUGUUUGGAUUAGUUCUGCCAGAAUCAAUCAUAGUAAUAAAUGUGCCAAAGUGUGAGACAAUAGGAUCCUUAUUGCUGUAUUUCUUGAGCUAAAUAUUAAGCACCUUUUCUAUUAUUCCAGGGGUGUGGGACCUCUUUUAGCUUGAGGGGCACAUUCUGCUGUGGGUAACAUGUCAGUGAAGGGGGGGGGAGGGGGCCCAAACUGGGCACAGCAAUUCAUGCGACACUUACCCUUGUACUGUAGACUACAUUCCAGCCACACAAAAGCCAAGUAGGGUAGGGCACACAUACUGUAUCUAUCCAUCACCUGCCCAGGUAUCAUUUUUUAGACUGGUUCCCCUCUAUUGCCUCCAUAAUGAUGGGAAAGGGCUGUUGCUCAGAGACAAAGGCAUACAUUACUCACAAAAAGUCCAAGGUCAUCCCUCUUUAGCUAGGGUUGGAAAAGACACCUGUUUAAAACCCUGGAGUAUAGAAAAUAUCGACUUGGUCCAACUUAGUGUAAGGCACCUUAGCAGCGAUGGCUGUUCUGCAUAGCAUUCAUAUAGUAGUAUGGGGGACGUGGGAAAUGGGAUUGGUGGACCAGAUGGAUCCACUGUAAAUGGGGCAGGCAGCAAAGAGAAGUGUAGCUUUCAAUACACGAGGGUGUUGGCAUUGCAGCAGAUGUGAAGCUUCUCUGGUUUGAGGCUCUGCUCACCUGGAUCAGAGUCAGAAUCAGGACCAGCUUUUGUGUCCCCAUAGGACUCUAUCUGUGCAAGGCAGUCAAGGCAGGACUUCAUAUUGCAACUAAUGUCAAGAUCACACUGGUGUUUUCUGCAACAAAGAUGUGGUGUGUGGAAUAAUGCAUGCAUGUGAAUAUUUUUAUUUUUAUUAUUGUUAUUGCUAAUAUUAUUAUUAUUACAUCUGUGUACACCCUGACCUCACUGUUUGAGAAGAAGUAGUUUGAAUACUGUGGACUCAAACUGUUUUUAAUCUUGCAACUCUCCAGGCUAAUUUGCACCAGGUAAAAGAGUUCACAAACAACAGGAGCCCUUUAUCAUUGUCAUCUUAGGUCAUAUCAGAAAGUCCUGUUGCAUCACUUGGGCUUUUAUAAUGGACCAAACUUGCAACUUGCGAUGGGGAGGAUUUUCACAGACUGUUUUGUUUGGGUAUGAUAGUGUUUUAUGUGCCAUUUUACCUUUAUGAACAGAGCAAAUUAUAAUUGACAAUAAAAGUGGAAAUUCAAGUG